This is a messenger RNA of Xyrichtys novacula (pearly razorfish), 54959 nucleotides long. The record is from the annotation of a GenBank genome assembly. Lineage: Eukaryota; Metazoa; Chordata; Actinopteri; Labriformes; Labridae.
GUAGUUUACGUAGCAGAGGCCCAGCAGACAGGAAGUAUUCCGACCGUGGACGAAUAUCCACCGAAUGUAGACAGCAUUAGUGAAUGGCAGAGAGGAUAUCCAACGAAUGAUCACAGGUAUAUUCUAGAGAAACAAUCCCCUCUGAAACAGACAACAGGUGAGAAUUUUUUACCGGAAAACAGGACUCCUCUUCUGAGAAUGGCAUUACUCACUUUAAUGCCUCACGAGCUUCCUAAGCUAGCUUCCAAAGCUAACUGAGGCGGCUCCAGUCAUAGGAUAGCAGCACUAUGCUGCAUAUUUUGUGUGGAGGUAUUUCUCUGUUGCUGUCUCUAAAUCUUAAAGUCGAUAUUAAACACGCGAACUGAGAAAUACUCCCAAUUAUCCGGUAAUUUUACCUUCUUAGUAACUGCUACCGGACAGGCGCGAUGUGACAGGUGUUCUAACAAGAAGUGUCACCCGUCGAGAUGUGCCACUAACGCAUGUGCGCCUGUGCAGAGCAGCGACCCGGGAGUUUGGCUCCACGAUGUUUUUGUCGGACCAUUAGACUUCCAAAUAUGUAACUUUUUAGGUACACAGUCUCAUUUCUGUAAUCUAACUGAAACCGUGCUGUUACCUGUAAAUUGAAGAAGCUCUGACACCACAGCAAAUAUAUAUAUACAUUUAUACUAUUAAUUAUUUCAACUGCAAGUGUGAUCAAAACUUGAAUAGUUUAGACAUAUGAUAUUGUUUUUUUAAAGAGGCUGUAUCCUGUCCAGAUGGACUAGUCCAGAUUUGAGAAGUCUAGGUUUGGUGGUGUUGGUAAACAGGAUGUAGUUCCAUGUGGUCCAGAUGGAAAUUGAGGUGAUGAAAUUCCCCUUACUUGUAAUUUCAUGGACAGAGUCAACGUGUCAUGGAUCUGAAUCAGGGUUUUAAAAAGUCUGCAGACCCUUUCAGAUAAUCUUGUCCAGAUCAGACCACCUUAGUUCCAGUGGCUCUGGAUCAGGACCUUGUUUUAGUAACCCUUCUUGACAGUGGAAGCUGACUGCAGCGCCAGGUUGGAGAGCAAUAACGAAGCAUUUUUCCGAGAGGGUAGCGCAAACCGUCAGAACACCGGCUAGCUCCGCUAGCAGGCAAAACAACGCUGUGGACCGUUGCCCGAGGGUUUCCACUGCAGCUGUAUGAGUCUUUUCCCAGCCUGCAUCACCACGUUAACAGUUAAAAGCCGCACAAACAAAAUUAGCCUGUUUAUGUGGACCAUAACUUUCUUUUGCCGUGGUGUCUUCUAAGCUAACGGGACGGAAAGAAGCUAACGUGCCGUUCAUUAGCAUCCAGCAGUCAAGCUAACGUCACGGUUCACAGUCUGAGCUCGAUAAAGAGGCCGACGACUCGGACGGGGUCUGAUCCUGCUGAUGGAAACUCUGAGUAGACAGUUAGAACAGAACAUCACACUACACCAACGUGGUCAGCGUUUUUGAUAUUCUUCAUGCUUGACAGUCAUUAUGCUGCUAACUUGCUCAGUAGCUAAUGUCAGCAUGGUCUGUCUCGGUGAUUAAAGCUAGGCAGCUCAGAGUGGUGUCUAUACGACAGAUACAACUGACCACGGAGCAGCACAGACAGUUGUAUUCCCCCCCCCCCCCGAGGUCAGCGUGAAUGGCUGUAACUGCUGAACAUGAACAUGGACGCUGCGGGUCUGAACAUUGUGUUCUGCGCACAUGUCAAGCUUCACAGAGCCAAGCUGCUGCCAGGAACACGCACUCCCCUCUGACAGCAGCAGGGCUGUGGGACCGCAGCAGGUGUGUCAGUGUGAGGCCACACUCGCAUAAUCAGGGUCACUGAAGAGGUUUUACCCCAACAACUCCUUAGCUCUUUCUGUCUUAGACAGCAGCCAACACACUGUCUUCAUGAAGCACUAGGACUGCUGUGGAAGUGUGAGCAGGAUUUACUGAACCAAGCUGUACUGAACGGUACCAAACCAGACCUCGAUGUGGAAACGCACCUGCAGGCGGGUUUUCAUUCUGAUAACCGCAUGUUAUUUUCCCCUCAUGUUCCUGCAAUGCUCCGUCCUUUAAAUUGGAUAUGAGCUGCUGCAGCAUUAUUAUUUCUGACUUGUGUAUGCUGUAACUUCAUGACAGCUGCGGUGACACAGUUUUAUGGUCCACUUUGACAGUCUGCUUUGACAAAAAAAACAUGUUGAAAAGCUCUUCAUGAUGAAGUCCAGCUCCUCUCCUUUCACUGUGUCAACAUCAGACAGCCUGCAGAGCCUCACAUCCUCUGUUUGCUCUGUUUACUUUUGUUUUUCAGAGCUGGAGGCCUCAGUCUGACUCCCUGCCAGUCCAUAAACUCAGAGGUGGGAGCUUUGAGUCUGCACUAUUACAUGACUGACUGAUGAGACGUCUGUAUUAUAGACAGGCUAAGUGAAGUCUCUUCAUUAUACUGAAUACAUUAGGCUCAUUUAUCACUGCGUUCUGCUGGGAAUCAGACCUCUGUACUGUGGCUUAAGCUCUAAGGACAUGAUAAUUACAAGAAGAAGAAAGCCUUCAGUGUCCUCACUGACAUUAGUGUGCAAAGACAUUAAGAAAUGUUUCAUAUUCAGACAUCUGCAGUGGCAUGUCAGAGCAUGCACAUCUAUAAAACAACAAUGUGUUUUACAAUAAAAGAACGUAAUUUAGUCUGAAACUGUAAAAUGCACAAGUAGCUAAUGAGUAACUUGGAUGUUCUGUCCUUCUGGUUCCUCAGGUAUUUCUGCUCAAAUGAGGGGGAGCUGCAGGCAUUGAUGAAGAAAAAACUUUAUCAUGAAGCCCAGAUUAAGUCUGAACUGUCUGUCCAGAGAGUCUCACUUAUUACCUGUGAGUAUAUGAAAGCUAAAGACUUUGAUCCUUUUUACAUUUCUCCAACAGGGAUUCAGUUUCAGCACAUUUCACCUCAGUCAUAAUGGGGACUUUGUUUAAAUCAUCUUUUGGCUGUUUAAAUGUCUCUGCAAAUUUACCUGGAGUCUGUUUCAUUCAAAGAUAACUCCAGGCUUUACACUGUAAAAGUUUUACAUCAUGGAUCAUGUCAGCUCUUCAGUCUGUAAUCACCUGAUCCUGUGUGUGUGUGUGUGUGUGUGUGUGUGUGUGUGUGUGUGUGUACGUGUGUACAAGUAUGAGUCUUGACACCUUUCCUGGAGACCUCUGGUAUAUUUGGGGUUCGGGUCAGGUUCUGGUACUUUAGUCAAGGUACUCAGACAGCCCCAGACAGUAAAAUCUGCCUCACCACUUGAAUCUCUCCUGCUAGUAAACUGUUGAAGAGGAGGAUGAUGUUAUGAGAUAUAGUGGAUGACUGGAGGAGCCCAGUCCUCUCACCUCCACCACUUUGAAGAAUGGCAGGCCUACAGCUCGUCACUCCUGCCACUUCACCCAUGGGGCCUUUCUUUGGUCUACCGUGGCAGCAGGAGGCAAUCCUCGAUAACAUCUAUACGCCUAGGAAAUAUCAGGUAAGCAGGUGUUGAGUAGCUGCUGUGCUACACCUCAGGUUUAGUGUAUUCAUAGAUCUGUUGUUUGAACCUGUGUAAUCUCCUUGGUUCUCUUGCUGUGUCCUCCUCACAGGUAGAACUUCUUGAAGCAGCUCUUGAACAUAAUACUAUCGUCUGCUUGAACAGUGGCUCAGGGAAGACCUUUAUUGCAGUACUUCUUACAAAAGAGCUCUCCCACCAAAUUCGGGGAAGUUACCAAGAAAAUGCGAAGAGGACUGUUUUUCUGGUGAACUCAGGUACCUGCAGAAAUCCUAGAAAUCAAACAGCAACACAUUUCAGCACCUCUCAUUCUGAAGGUCCACUCGUCUCCUUUCUGCAUCUUCAGCUACAUGAACUGAUUUCACUUGAUUUUCUCUGUUUUUGUGGGGCCCAGCUCCGUCUGUAGUCCAGCAGGCAGCUGCAGUCCGGACUCAUUCAGACCUCCAGGUGGGAGAGUACACAGAUCUGGAGGAGACCUCAGCAUGGACUGACCAACAGUGGAGCCAGGAGAUAAUCGAGAAUCAGGUGAGAUCCUUCUCAUCAGUCUGAUUGAACUCUUUUCUCACCAUUAACGGAAUAUUCUGUGUUUUCACUAUAAUGUGAUGGGUGGUGCUGUGAUGUACUUGAGGAGCUGUAAAAUACUCCUGACUUCAUUACCAAGUGAAGGGGGCUGGGGGGUGGGACGAACGACUCUGCUCUCAUGAUUCACUGAGCUGUCAUCAUUCUCUGCCUGAUCAGGAUGAGACACAGCGUGAAACUGUGCCGAUAUAAUACGCUUAAAAUUCCCUAAACAAGGAAAAUAAACACAAGAGGACCUGUUCACAGACAGAAACUGGAGGAAAAGCAACAAAUUACAAUAUCAUAAGGUCCAGCCUGUAGCCUGUUUAUUCUCAUGAAAGCUCAGCUACAUAUGUGUCUAAGGUCCACACAGAUCUCCUGCUUUGAAGCUGAUUUUGCAAAAAAAGAUGGUCCCGGCAGUCUGAUGUAGACUAUGAAUUCACAGAAACAAGUUUUUAAAUCAUGUAGUCAUAUAUCAUUUCAGAUGGGUACAAAAAUGUCUGUUUUCUGCUUUGAAAUGAAAAAAAAAAACUUAUUUAGUGGAAAAAUUUGAUUUUCUCCAGUUUUUUUUCACCUAUUGAUAAAAAAGAAAAGUGGAACAUGUUUGAAUAAAACAGGUGUCUGUUUUAAAUCAGGAGAGAAAAACUUACUAAGAUUUAAUACAGCGAAAAUUGCAAACAUACGGUUAACGUCAACAGCCAGUCAACAGUUUUAUCACUAAAAUAAAACCAGAUCCACUGUCGUGUCUAAACACAAAACUGCAGGAAAUGAAUAGAGAGGGAGUUUUGCAAGGAAAACAAAGCAGUGAAACAGAGAAAUGAGAGAUUUACUGCAGACACAUCUACUCACUCGCUCUAAAUGAAGGAACUGGGGUUUGUUAUAUGACCAAUGAUGCCCAAUAAUAAAACAUCAUAACCAAGGAUUCGGCUCAGACAUUGGUAUGGUUCUCAUCAGUCAUCUAUCACAUCAAAGUGUCAGACUCGGUCACAGCUCUGAACUCUGAAGGAAGUGAUUCCACCAGACACCCUGAGGUUUAGCAGUCCUCCUUCAGUAGCUCUGCUCUCAUGAUUUACAGUGAAGCUGAUGGAGCUCUCUCUCUCACAGGUGCUGGUCAUGACUUGCCACAUAUUCCUGCAUGUUCUGAGGAAUCAAAUCUUACAGCUAUCUAAAAUCAACCUGGUGGUUUUCGAUGACUGUCACCUGGCCAUUACGGACCACCCCUACUGUGACAUCAUGAAGGUGGGAUGGUGAAGGUGAAACACACAGCUUAGCAGACGUCUAACUGAACUAUCACUGAUCAGUUUAUUCCUCAUUGCAGCUUUUUGAGGGCUUCUCAGGUAGCUCUCGUAUCCUCGGUCUCACGGCCUCCAUACUUAAUGGGAAGUGUGACCCGUCAGAGCUAGAGCACAAGAUCCAGAAUCUGGAGAGGAUCCUGAAGAGUAAUGCUGAAACUGCCACUGACCUUGUUGUCCUGGACAGGUAAAGGUGACCUAAACCAGGCCUAAGGGAGUGUAACUCUGUCUUCAUCUGGUGUCAGAGUUGAGUAAACUGCAGCUAAAUGUUGACUCCUGGCUAUAGUUUAACCCUCACAUACUGUUCGGGUCAAAUUUGACCUGUUUUGACUUUUAACAGCAGUAAAAAAUACCCUAAACAUCAUUUUUUAAGCCUGAAACUUGAUGACUUUUCCUGAAGUUGCCCAAAAUACAUUAAAUUAAUUUAAAAAUAUUCAUGUGUAUUUUUGUUUAUGUGCUACAAAUUUUUCCCCUCUAAGGCUGUUACAGGUCAAAUUUGACCCGUAUCUAUAUUAAGAUGGAUUUUAGAUCUAGCAGUGUGGGACAAGUGACAAACAGUAACAACAGUGUUCAAUAUAAGGUUUGUUGUUCAAAAAGAUAUAUUCAAAUCAUUAUGAAACUAUCAUUACCUUGACAGAAACACACACACACACGCACGCACACAGACAUACAGUCACACAGACACACCUAGACAGAGGUCAAAAUGACCUAACUAGUCAAGAGAACUUUCUGUGACAGAAAGCUGCUCUUUGAACUCUUUGAAGGGGCAACUUUGACCCGAAACAUACUGUGAGGGUACAGGAUUUGAACAGUAUGUGGGGGUUAAUUUUGAAAUAGUUUAAAAUGGAUUGAAACUAAGAGAGGGUCUCAGGAGUCUGCUCUGCAGUCUAACCUGUUUUGUGUGUCAGGUACGCCUCUCAGCCCAGAGAGGUGGUCCUGGACUGUGGUCCCUACAUGGAUAAGAGUGGCCUCUCCUCACGGCUGCAAAAGGAGCUCGAUGAGGCUCUCCACUUUCUGAAUGACUGUAACAUACCUGUUGCAAGAGAAGACCGUGACCCCACGUUCAUCUCCAAGCAGGUUAGGAAGGUUUUCUUCUUUAUCAGACAGUUCUGUGUCUGUAUUGUAUCCCAUUUUUCAGGUUCAAAUCUUUUGUAUGUGUGCAGAUUUCCACAAUGGCUUAUACACAUUUGGAGCAUCAUGACCUAAAAGUAGGACAAAGACCUUGAACAGUCAUCCUGAUAUCUUAAAUGUAAAUCUUGUGUUCACAAACUGUUUAAAAACUGAGCUGAUGACACAAAGUGGGAAACAUGUCUAACAGCUUGACACCCAAUUUGAUGAGCCGAGAUUUAUCGUUGAAAAAAAUCAGUCUGGACAUUGAUUUGUUGUCUUUGCAUUAUUUUCAAUCAACUCUAGACUUACAGUGAUUAGCAAACCAUCAAAUCCACUCUAAUAAAACUGGUUUUGUACUAGCCCAGAGUAAAUCCUCACCAUGUGAGCAGUCAGCCCUCAGCCCAAAAUAAUUUAUGAGCUGUACUUUUCUCAUUGUGUAAGCUUUGUGCCACUGUCACAGCAGCAGUAUUUUGUAUGAAAUUAGCACAGCUCAACUCACUGCUCUCUGUCCUGUCCAGGUCCUGAGUGACUGCCAGGCCGUGCUGCAGGUGCUGGGACCUUGGUGUGCAGACAAGGCUGCAGGCAUCAUGGUGCGGGAGCUCCAGAAGUACAUCAAACAUGAGCAGGAGGAGUUGAACCGUAAGUUCCUGCUCUUCACUGACACCAUCCUGAGAAAAGUGCAUGCGCUUUGUGAGGAGCACUUCUCCCCCGCAUCGCUGGACCUCAAGUUCGUCACGCCCAAAGUCCUGCGUCUCCUCGAGAUCCUACACGAGUACAAGCCUUUCGAGCGACAGCAGUUCGAAAGUGUGGAGUGGUAUAACAACCGUAAUCAAGACAACUACGUGUCUUGGAGUGACUCAGAGGACGAAGAUGAGGAUGAGGAAGUGGAGGCCAAAGAGAGACCUGAGGCCAACUUCCCCUCACCAUUCACCAACAUCCUGUGUGGGAUCAUCUUUGUAGAGAGGAGAUACACUGCUGUCGUCCUCAACCGGUACGGUCCUUGUUCUUGUGCACCGUUCCCUCAUUCCUGUCUAAGCCUGUUUAUACUGCAUAUCAGGGACCAGACCUCAUCACAGGAGAUCUCAUGAUACUUAAGAGUGAUGCUGUUUGUCAUUGAGGUGAUAAGCUGUGUCUUCAGAUCAACAUACAACACAGGGUUUUUCAUGCACCUCCUUCUCUAUGUGAGGUUUUAAGAUAAGGAGAAUUUUGACUUUAUUCCCGAGAGGUAGGCCUGUCACGAUAAGAAAUUUUGCUGGACGAUAAUUGUGCUACAAAUUAUUGCCGAUAAACGAUAUUAUUGACACCGUUUUUUAAAUUAUAGAUAAUGAUAAUAUAUUGCAUCAUAAUGCGAGUACACCAUGUCAAAAGCAAUAAACUUUAAUUGCUCAAGAUUAAGAACUCUGAACUAGGAUGAACAAAUAUAAUAAACAAACAAGACAACUAAAAAACAAUGAAAAUAAAAUGGACCCACAUGCUGUUUUAUCAAAAACUGCAUUCAAAUAAAAACCACAAUCACAACUACAAACAAUAAAAAAAUAGACCUUGUCUCUGGUAUGGAACAAAAACUUCACUCCACACAUAACUAUUGAAAUUGAAAUAAAGUGGAGUCUCGAGUCUGUAAACAAAAUUGCACUAAAUAAUUCGCUUUGGGUGCUAUUCCUCAACAGGUCAACAAAGAACAUGCAUGCGCACCUCAAGCACAAUCAUCCCCGCGGAUGAUUGUGCUUGAGGUGCGCAUGCAUGUUCGUCGUAUUCCCCUUCUUUGUCACCAAAACUUUCGAACAAAUGCGACAAAUCGUCCGUGUUCGUGGGCUCACCUCUUCCAUUUUAUUUGAAACCGAAAUGUUCCCACACUGGGGCUGUUGCGUUGGGCUUAAACACCAAAGCUGUCGUUUCAUCAUUCAUUGCGUUUGCUCCGCACUAUGUCAGUAAGUCUGUGUCUGUGUGUGUGUGUGUGUGUGUGUGUGUGCACGCCAGCCCCCACACCCCCCGCCCCUGUCCCCAUGACAAAGAGACUGAAUGACUGACAGGAGGGUUCACUCACUGCGUUCAUUCCGCUAUAGAGCCAACACACCUAGGUGUCGAGAAAAAUGCGCAGAGUGAGACCUCUUUUCUCAUCCAGCGUGUUUGGUAGUGAGAGAGGAGGAAAACAAACACACGUUAAUUAUCGAGGCUGGCAAAGUUACCGACCUCGUUUUUAUUUACCGAGCGAUUAGGCAAUUUAUUGAUUAUCGCGACAGGCCUACCCAGAGGGGAUAUUUGAUAUUUAUUGUAUUAUUCAAUAUUGUUUAUGUUGUCUGUCCUCUUGGGAGUCAAUUUUUUUACCUCCUUUCAUAUUCAGCAUUUCUAAUAUUCAUAUCUAUUCUGAUACAAUGACUAUACAGGUUUUCUGUUACCGUCCCCGGUCUCGUCAGCCUGACUUCAUGAUGAAUUAAAUGUACUGUCAUGUAUUCAUCAUGAAAUAAUUAUUUACCCGCAGUAACUGCUUCACAGACAGGUGGUUAAGUCACUGUUUAAAUUAGACCGGUGUAGCAGGAGGAUACUGCCAAGGGAAAAGUCAAACUUUUUCUAAAGAGAGCCUCAAUACUUCCGGUGACUGUGGCUGAAAAUUUAAAUUUAGUUUAUUAUUAAACAUACAGAACUGCUCCAGACUGCCAUUUAUUAAACAUGUUAUACAGAGCUGCUCUAAACUGCAGUUUAUUAAACAUGUUAUACAGAGCUGCUCUAAACUGCAGUACAUUAAACACAUGUUUUACAGAGCUGCUCUGGACUGCAGUUUGUUAAACAUGUUUUACAGAGCUGCUCUAUACUGCAGUGUAAUAAUCAUGUUCUACAGAGCUGCUCUAUACUGCAGUUUAUUAAACAUCUAAUACAGAGCUGUCACACUCCUGCUGAUCAUAUCAGACCUCAGGUCAGCUGUGAAGCUACACACAUAGUCAAUGCUGCUGAUUGAUUUCCAGUCUGUGGUUUGUUUGUGUGGUCAGUCUGAUCAAAGAGGCGGGGAAGCAGGACCCAGAGCUGGCAUACAUCAGCAGCAACUUCAUCAUCGGCCACAGUAUCGGCAAGAACCAGCCCAGAAACAAGCAGAUGGAAGUGGAGUUCAGGAAGCAGGAGGAGGUAAGCUGACUGAUGGGACAGACCCCAUGGCAGAGAGUUGUGGUUAUUAGUGUUCAUAGCACAUGCACUUAAUUUAGUUGGUCCAUUAAACUAACUGCCUAGUUACAGCAUAUUAAAAAGAUUCAAGGUGCUAUAGUCUACCCUCACUCUACCCUUGCAUGUUUUUAUCAUGCAUGAAAAUCACGGGGUGACAGAGGGGCUGGGCUGGGGGGGGGGGGUAUAAUUUUUUGUUAAACCAACUACUAUUUUUCCAAUCAAUCUUGUUUUUUUCUUGUUUUCUUGUUGAGAGCACAAAAAAUCUUUGUCACUUACGUUCAGUAUUUAUUAAGUCAUCUUCUCUCAAGAAUUAACAAAUUGAUCAGAGCGCCAUGUUGUUUGGUCUAAAAUACCUCUUUACCUUAUGAUUUUUACCUCCGAUAGGAUGUUAUGUUUUCGGUAGCGUUGGUUUGUUCGUUUGUUUGUUUGUUUGUCACCAACUUUACGGAGAAAGUAACAGAUGGAUUGACCUGAAAUUUUCACCAGAGGUGCGUCUCAGCCCCAGGAGGAUCCCAUUACAUUUUGGUGGUGAUCCGGAUCGCCUUCUAUAUCCAGGAAUUUUUUGAAGGAUUCUUUAUCAUUGUGAGAUAGGGCAAAUUUGGGAAUUUUUGCAUUUAACUCUAUAAAAAUGGCCAGAGUCUUAAGUAAAAAAUCAUACAAAAGGAUCUCAAUGAGUUUUAUGAGGUGUCAAAGGUUGAUCCUGAUCCAGACAAAAUUCCGGAUACUGUGAUCCAGAACACACAAAAAUAAGGGUGUCAUUGGAAUUUCCAAUGCUGAAAGAUAACCAAUGGGCGGCACAGUGGUGUAGUGGUUAGCACUGUCGCCUCACAGUAAGAAGGUCCUGGGUUCGAAUCCGGGUCAGGGCAUUUCUUGUUUUAGGAACAUUAUGAACAGUGAAUAUACCAGUUUAAACACAAAUAAAAGUUAAUAAAAGACUUGUGACAGUAAAAGUUUUGGUGUGAAUCACAAUAUAAGGGGGGACAUGAGCUGCUUGGCGGGAGGUCUGCGCUCUCCGAGUGCUUUUCUAGUUCUCAUUAGUUCGCUGACGCAGAGUCUCUGCUCGAGCUGCAGAGACCUCCCCUGGUGAGAAUUUUGGUGCAUGUAAAAGAAUUGGUGUGUUAGCACAACAGGCACAGAGACCCUGUAAAGUUAGUCAAUUUUUGUUGUUUAGAAAAGAUAUGAGGUAUUCCCUCCACACCACCGACAUUUUCAUGCCAGGGUUGUCGAUGAUGUCAUCAUCUGUUGAGCCUUCAUCUGCAUUUCAGCCGGUGUUAGCACUCAUUUUCUUAUUUUCUCACCAACAGUGCUGUCAGCUUCACGUGUUUAAGUGUUAUGGUUGCGUGUAGUUGCAGCCUGCUAUUACGCAGUUGUUUGCUGCUUGGUUCUAAUAAUUCAGCACGAUUGGUUCAGCGGGAAGCAACUCUUCAUUGGCUAUUCGUACAGUCUGCCAAAUAAUGGCAGAAUGCCAGUUAUUGAAAAUCAUAUUGACCAUGUUUUAUAUUGAUAUUGUAGGAAAUCAAUUUUCGAUAUAUAUAUUGUUAAUGUUUUAUCGCCCGGCCCACUUGUCAUGUUAGGAAAUUGUAGCAGGUGGUGUCACUGAAGUGCUCUUUUUGCCCUUUUUUUUUUACUGACAGGUUCUGCGUAAAUUUCGUGCUCAUGAAACCAAUUUGCUGAUUGCCACCAGCAUUGUGGAGGAGGGUGUGGACAUCCCAAAGUGUAACUUGGUGGUGCGGUUCGACCUUCCCACAGAGUACAGGUCUUAUGUCCAGUCCAAAGGCAGAGCCAGAGCCCCCGUCUCCAACUACAUCAUGCUGGCUGACAGUGAGAGGACCAAAGCCUUCGAGGACGACCUCACCACCUACAAGGCCAUAGAGAAGGUCAGCCCUUGGUCCUGUUUGAUGUGAGUUCAACUUCAUUUAGUGAGUUUCAGGUCCUGACAGUGACUCUGUGUGUUCAGAUUUUAAGGAACAAGUGCUCCAAGUCAGUGGAGGUGAGUGAGUGUGAGGUGGAGCAGGUGACGGAUGAUGACAACAUCCUCCCACCCUAUGUGCUUCGAUCUGAGGAUGGAGGUCCCCGAGUCACCAUCAACACAGCCAUUGGUCACAUCAACAGGUAAGUGAUGACUCGAUUUCUCCUGUUACUGACAGGAGCAGCACCUCUGACUGCUGUCUGACUCUGUGCUGCUCAGGUAUUGUGCCCGCUUGCCCAGUGACCCCUUCACUCACCUGGCACCCAAAUGUAGAACUGUGGAGAUGCAGGAUAGGCGCUUCCAGUCAACGCUCUACCUGCCCAUUAACUCCCCCCUGAGGGUCCCUGUGAAGGUGAGAAGGAGCACCUGUGUUUGGGGAUGUAGCUCUACAGCAGUGGUUCUCAACCGGGGGGGCAUGGACACCCUCCUGGGGUUGGGGGGGACUGUACAAAGGAGAUGUAGCUGAGUCCCAAGUGUUGCUAUAGACCAAUUUACAGCCUACCUCAUCAAGAAGCUAAGCAGACAGCAUGGCAAGUGCCAACAAAAGUAGCCUACUAUUUUGCCCAAGCCACUCAAACGACCAAGGAAGCAGGACAAACAUCCUACUUCGACCAACCUGUGAAGAUCAGUCACUACAGGGAGAGAGGCUCACACACCAAGGAUCCUUCACAACAUUACACACACACACGCACACACACACACACACAGAGCAGUGACCUGAUGUAAACAUCAGCAUUAACUGUAUAAACUUCAUCACCAGAGUCUCCCUCAUUAACGCACCUGUCUCCUCUCAUCCACACAGACAUGCCUGUGUUCACAAAGCUACAGCUUUUACACCAGCUUAUUAUAACACACCACUCUUUAAUGGAGAUCUGACAUAAAUUAAUGGAAGGUACCUGACCUCAAAAAAUGUAAAACGUCCUGAUCUCAGUCCACCACACAUCUGAGCAGAGACACAACUGAUCAAACUCAGUCACCCAGCUCCAUCAGUUAAAUAAUCCAUGAUAUUAUUCCUGUUUACAUCCCAUUCCUUGCGAUCAGCGUGUUUCAUCCAUUUGCAUUGUGUGAAAACAGUUUUAGCUCCCUUUAGCUUCAGGUGUCCUGAUAGAGGCUGACAGGAAGAGCAUCUCUGGUCUUGGUACCCAGUCCAGGCCACAGGUCCGGACAGGCUGUGACUAACUCACCACUUUGGAAUCAAGUAGCGGUCCGUGUCCCAAUGGAAGAAGACUGGGAGUAAAUGACCGAGCCAGCCGGCCUGAAACAGAAAUUUUAAAAAGUAGGUUUUAGCGCUAACACAAUGCUAAUGGAUGAGACACUGACUGCAAGAAAUGGGUUGUAAACAGGAUGUACAGGAUGUAAAUGGGAACAAUAUCAGUGGAUUAUUAACCUGUUGGAGUUGGAUGAUUGAUGCUGACUGUUUUAGACACCAAAGUGAAGGUAGAAAAUUUUUCCCUCCGUUAUUUUGUGUCAGAUCUGUUACAGGACGUUUUAGCCUCUCUUCCCAAUAGUGACUGAUGUUUAUCAUGGUGUGACUACGUGGGCCUGUCGGAGGAGAAUAAAGUAACUGAUUAACUGUUGAUUUGAGGCUGUGUCUAUCAAACAUUGCUGCGGCACUGCAUUGAACCACCUUUGGGGGGCCCAGCUCGCAAAAAGUUGAGAACCCCUGCUCUAGAGGAACACGCAGAGGGACAGAGAACCCUGUACACGUGGAGCUCCUCUAGCUUUACUGAGAGCCACGUUACACCUCUUCUAGGCUUACAAACUUCCUAAUGUCGCUUUCUCUUCAGGGUCCCAUCAUGAACUGUGCCAGACUGGCAGAGAAAGCAGUUGCACUACUAUGCUGUGAGAAGCUCCACAAAAUGGGUAAAAUGAUUCAGAGCAAACUCAGCUGCACAGAGACCUCUGUACCUGUGGAGAACUACAGCUUUAGCUGAGCGUGCACUUUUCCUCCCCAGGUGAGCUGGAUGAUCACCUGAUGCCGGUGGGGAAGGAGACGGUGAAGUACGAGGAGGAGCUGGACCUUCACGAUGAAGAGGAGACCAGUGUACCAGGCCGGCCUGGCUCCACCAAGAGGAGGCAGUGCUACCCUAAAGCCGUAAGAAAACUGAUCCAGCCUCUGUCCACUGACUCCUGUAUCAAACAGAGACUUGGUUAAAGCGGUAGUUCCAUGUUUUGACAUGGGCAAACCCUGAAAGUCUUGAGCUGGUCUGAUGCUCUGAGAGGAGACUGAAGAGAAAAAGAAGCUACAGUCUCUGUGCUGCUCUGCAGAACUUUAAAAUUAUAAUUAUUAUCCAGUUUUUUCAUUUAUUAAUGUAUUGUUUCUGAAACUGUAGUUUUCAAACUUUAUUCAGGCGGAGGUUUUCAAUACUCUAAGUUUUAAUCUAAGUUUUUUCCUCUUUCUGCUCUCUUUAAUAUCUGUCUGUUUACUUUUGUACUCAAAUCUUUGACUGAGCGGAAUGAAUAAAUAAGAUAAUGAUGAAGCAGUUCUUUCAGGGAGGGUCUCAAGAUUUCCAAGUACUGUUCCACAUUCCUAUAGUCAGCCAUCGUGUGCUGAUUGCCUCUCCUUCUCUCUGCACAGUUGCUUCUCGAUGUUGAUGCAGUAACAUUUGCACUUACCUGUUUUUAUAUUGUGGUGGAUUGGCCAAGUCUCUACAGGCAGUUUUCUCUUUUUCGGAAUCUCACAGAAACGCACCUGUUGGACCUGUACCUGACCUCUGUCUUUGUUUUUUGUAAUUUUAGUAAUAAAUUGGGCCACAGUCACUGUGCUUAGGUUGAACCACAUCACAGCCAGGCCCUAGACCAAAGUGGUCCUCUCUGUGUGAUUCGAGGGGGUGAUUUCAAAACAAAACCUUUUUUAGGAUUUUGAAUGAUCUUUUUUCUAUGAAACAAAAAUGAUGCUCAGAGGUGUGUUUACUUCUUUUUUCCUUUGGGUAAAUAAGUUUGACUGUGAUCAGUAAAAAAAACCCUGAAUUUUUCAUUUAUGGUUGUUGGCCAUCAGAGCAAACUGAGGUCUGUAGAUUUCAUCCUGUAAAAUAAAACUUUUUCAAAUGUGUUAGUGGUUCUUCUAAUGUUGGUAUGAUUUUGAUGCCAAAGGCCUGAUAACACAGUAUUCUAAUGUUACUUGUAAAACAUAGUUAUUACAGAUGUCUCAAACCUGAGACAGUUGAAAUAUCAGAUUAUUCUUUUUGACCAUGUCACCUCCAGAUGUUUCCCCUUCAGACACUGUGAACAGACUUUUUCUGUUUACUGAGAUGUGUUUGAAAACUAUUGAAUGUUUGUGAUUUAUUGAUCACUUAAUUGAUCAUUGUGUGUCACUCCCUGUCCCCCUGUGUGUCCCCUGCAGAUACCAGAGUGUCUGCGGGACAGUUAUGCUGUACCUGGACAGACUUAUUACCUAUACGUGAUUGGGAUGGUCCUCACCACACCUCUCCCCGAUGAGCUCAAUUUCCGCAGGAGGAAGCUCUACCCACCUGAGGACACCACCAGGUGCUUUGGCAUCCUGACUGCCAAACCCAUACCUCGAGUACGUCCUCUGGUUAAAAAUUAAACUCUCUGGUUUAAAGUUAUUCUGUAUUUUGACUUCCUCCUGGUUCUUGAAAGUCACUGAGGCUCUUUUUGUGUCAGAUCCCACAAUUUCCUGUGUACACUCGCUCGGGUGAGGUGACCAUCUCCAUUGAGCUGCAGAAGUCAGGCUUCUCUCUCACCACCGCCCAGCUUGACCUCAUCACCCGCCUGCACCAGUACAUUUUCUCCCACAUUCUCCGUCUGGAGAAACCUGCACUGGAGUUUAAGCCCAUGUUGGCUGACUCUGCGUACUGUGUUCUACCUCUAAAUGUUGGUGAGUUGAGGUUUUUCUCAGUCAGACUCAGUGGGUAUAUUUCUUUCAGGUCUGCAGAUGUUUAUUUGUUCACUUUCUCUCUUCAGUUAGGGAAACCAACACUCUCGAUAUGGACUUUAAGUUUAUGGAGGACAUUGAGAAGUCUGAGGCUCGUAUUGGCAUUCCUACCACUCAGUACACCAAGCAGAACCCCUUCAACUUCAAACUUGAGGACUACCAGGAUGCUGUCAUCAUUCCACGGUACAGCUACAGUCUUUACAAACACUGAAACCUGUACUGAGAACCCCAAUGAUGCUCUCAGUGAGAUAAAACAGAAACAUGCAUGAAGGAUAAGUAGUCCGUCUACAGACAGUCUCUCAUUGGUGAAGUGUAUUUGGUGUUUUUUCAGUGUUUUAUCAGAUCAUAAUGUGUCAUAUCUAAGUUAGAUUCUCACCAAUGAAAGACUGCCAAUUCCAUGUACGUGACUAUUUCAAGUUCAUUGUGAAGAAAACACCUGCACUACCAGAACAUCCAUGUUUGCAUGAUGUGAAAGUGCUGAAUUGACUUUGUGCCCCAGGAGGUUUCCCUUCGGGCUGUGUGGUUCUCUUUCAGUGAUGCCAGUUUGCUCUUUUCCCUCAGCGCACCUCCUCUGUUUGUUUAUUAGAAGUUUAAUUGUCUUUUUUCAAUUCAAGAAUUUAAAUGAAUUGCAAACCAUCCAGUCAUUUCUCAUCAAUAUUUAUUCAGUCUUUGUACCUGCAUCUUAAGCAGGUCAGAUGAAACUUUGCUUUGGUCGCCUCCUGGUCAUGGAACUUACAGUUUUACAGACUUGAGAUGAUUUGAAGGAGUUACUGGUGUCAACGUCACUCUGUUUGUCUUUCAGGUAUCGUAACUUUGACCAGCCUCAUCGCUUCUACGUCGCUGACGUGUACACAGACCUGACGCCGCUCAGCAAGUUCCCCUCACCGGAGUAUGAGACAUUUGCUGAGUACUACAAAACCAAGUACAACCUGGACCUGUCCAACCUCAACCAGCCUCUGCUGGAUGUGGACCACACCUCCUCCAGGUCAGAAGCACAGAGUUAUGUUCUUACGAUAGACUGGUCCACUUUGGAAGGUUACUUUGUAGCAUGUUAGAGAAGAGGAUUACAGGGAAACCACCAGAGUUCAUAUGUGUCCAAGAGGGUCUUAUGUGAAGUAGAGGCCAGCAGAACAAGCUAUUAGUUUUAUUCAUAGGUGUGAACUACAGUCAUCUCUGCUGCUGCAUGAAUAUCUGAUCUUUUUCAGUUCACCAGAGGAUGUUGAGUCUGUUAUGGUCAGAUAACAACUAAUGCCAGCUAUCCACCAGAGGACAUUUAGAAGAUUUGGAAAAGACUCCUGGAAAACUAUAAGCUCACACUUGCUCACAUCUAAAGACAAGUGUUUAGUGUUUUUAUGAAUACAAUAUCAAAUGCGUUUUUUAUUAUUACAAACACAAGACUAGGAAAAGACUGAUAUAAAACAGCGCAGAUUACCAUCUUAAACUUAAAAUGACGGGAGCGCGCCGUGACUCCAGUAAAACUCCAAGAUUUACUUAAGACUUUCAGUUUUUGGUAUGGGACUGUGAAAAUCGUUUUUCGGAUGCCCAGCAUAAUACGGAAAAUUUAUUUACAGUUUAAAAAUUUUCACAGUUGAAAGUCUGUCUGAAGCUGUUUUAAAACUAUUAAACUAAGCAGUUUAAAACCUGUUGAAUAGAGCAUCCAAAGCUGGACUGUGGGAUUGAAUCCCAGAGAUUCCUCCCACUCCCAAAGUAGAGAUGAAAUGUUGAAUUGUCUGUUUUUGGCUCUCGUAGACUGAACCUUCUGACCCCUCGACAUCUAAACCAGAAAGGUAAAGCCCUGCCGCUCAGCAGUGCAGAGAAGAGGAAGGCCAAGUGGGAGAGUCUGCAGAACAAACAGGUGACGCCCGGGACUUCUGAUCAAAGAGAAAUGCUUCUUCAUCAGUUUGUUUCAUUGAUUUUCACCUGGUCUGAGCCACCCUGUGUUUAAACUUUCCUGCUGAGAUGAGAUCUCCACCUCACACCCAUCCUGAACCUCCACAGUUCUGUUCUGACAGUCUGAUGGGUUUUUCAGAUCCUGGUUCCAGAACUGUGUGCCAUCCACCCAAUCCCAGCCUCUCUGUGGAGGAAAGCUGUGUGUCUGCCCAGCAUCCUGUACCGCCUGCACUGCCUUCUGACAGCUGAGGAGCUCCGAGCUCAGACAGCCAGUGAGGCUGGGGUCGGAGCCCAGACCCUGCCCCCCGAUUUCAGGUCCCUGUUAUAAAUAUGAUAUACCACAAAGUUGGGGUUUGGUUUGUGUAACAUCUAUUCCAUUUUAGAAAGAGACAUUAUAAACAAUCGGCCACUGUUGUUUUAUUUUGGUUAUUACCAGUUUAAAGUAUCGGUGUCUGUGCUCAUGGACCCGUUCAAGUGUUUUUGUGUCUCUGGUUUAGGUACCCAAACCUUGACUUCGGCUGGAAGAGAUCCAUCGACAACAAAACCUUCAUCACCUGUCCUGAGUCUUGUAGUGAAGACAGCAAGGACCACUGUAUGCAUCACGAGACUGUAACCUCUGACCCUGACCCCCAGACAUAUCCCAGCAGCCACCCCUUCUCCCCCCUGAAGCCCGGAGAGGCCCCCUGCACCAGGAACCUAACCAAUGGCACUGCCCCUGUCGCCAACUGUGAUGACCACAGCCACCAACAUGAGCACCUUCUCCAACAUGACAAUUGCCAAAACUCUCAGACCACCCCCCAGGAGCUGCAGAGCCCUGAAUCAAUACAAACCACUACCUCAGUUUCUGUGCAGCCCUCUCCUAGCGUGAAGGAGCCCAGCUCCAGUCCUCCAUGGUCCAUUGAUGAAUGUACAGCAGGGAGGACCUCAGACCACAAGAAUAAAGCUACCUCAGUCUGCAGCCAGGCAGCCACGGGUCCCCUUGCUCACAUAGCACCUUCCACCGACCUCCUUGUCGUCACCCAGCAUAGAGCUGAGGCCGGGGACUCCCCCAAAAGCCUGGGGCCAAACCCAGGCCUCAUCCUGCAGGCCCUGACCCUAUCCAACGCCAGUGAUGGCUUCAACCUGGAGAGGCUGGAAAUGCUUGGAGACUCUUUCCUAAAACACGCCAUCACCACCUACCUGUUCUGCACCUACCCCGACGCUCACGAGGGCAGACUCAGCUACAUGCGGAGCAAGAAGGUGAGUGGGUUUGUAUCAAGUGUCUCUGAAAACAAGGAAUUUCUGUCCUUGAAACAUGGGUCAUCACAAGAUUAAAAGGCACAUCACUGCUCAGUCUUUAUACGGGUGCAUCUCAAUAAAUUAGGUUAUUGUGAAAAAGUUCAUUUCAACAGUUCUUUAAAUAUAUAUAUAAUGUGUGUAUGUAUAUAUAUAUAUAUAUAUAUAUAUAUAUAUAUAUAUAUAUAUAUAUAUAUAUACACUCACCGGCCACUUUAUUAGGUACACCAUGCUAGUAACGGGUUGGACCCCCUUUUGCCUUCAGAACUGCCUCAAUUCUUCGUGGCAUAGAUUCAACAAGGUGCUGGAAGCAUUCCUCAGAGAGCUUGGUCCAUAUUGACAUGAUGGCAUCACACAGUUGCCGCAGAUUUGUCGGCUGCACAUUCAUGAUGCGAAUCUCCCGUUCCACCACAUCCCAAAGAUGCUCUAUUGGAUUGAGAUCUGGUGACUGUGGAGGCCAUUUAAGUACAGUGAACUCAUUGUCAUGUUCAAGAAACCAUUCUGAGAUGAUUCCAGCUUUAUGACAUGGCGCAUUAUCCUGCUGAAAGUAGCCAUCAGAAGUUGGGUACAUUGUGGUCAUAAAGGGAUGGACAUGGUCAGCAACAAUACUCAGGUAGGCUGUGGCGUUGCAACGAUGCUCAAUUGGUACCAAGGGGCCCAAAGAGUGCCAAGAAAAUAUUCCCCACACCAUGACACCACCACCACCAGCCUGAACCGUUGAUACAAGGCAGGAUGGAUCCAUGCUUUCAUGUUGUUGACGCCAAAUUCUGACCCUACCAUCCGAAUGUCGCAGCAGAAAUCGAGACUCAUCAGACCAGGCAACGUUUUUCCAAUCUUCUAUUGUCCAAUUUCGAUGAGCUUGUGCAAAUUGUAGCCUCAGUUUCCUGUUCUUAGCUGAAAGGAGUGGCACCCGGCGUGGUCUUCUGCUGCUGUAGCCCAUCUGCCUCAAAGUUCGACGUACUGUGCGUUCAGAGAUGCUCUUCUGCCUACCUUGGUUGUAACGGGUGGUUAUUUGAGUCACUGUUGCCUUUCUAUCAGCUCGAACCAGUCUGGCCAUUCUCCUCUGACCUCUGGCAUCAACAAGGCAUUUCCGCCCACAGAACUGCCGCUCACUGGAUAUUUUUUCUUUUUCGGACCAUUCUCUGUAAACCCUAGAGAUGGUUGUGCGUGAAAAUCCCAAUAACAGCAGUUUCUGAAAUACUCAGACCAGCCCUUCUGGCACCAACAACCAUGCCACGUUCAAAGUCACUCAAAUCACCUUUCUUCCCCAUACUGAUGCUCGGUUUGAACUGCAGGAGAUUGUCUUGACCAUGUCUACAUGCCUAAAUGCACUAAGUUGCCGCCAUGUGAUUGGCUGAUUAGAAAUUAAGUGUUAACGAGCAGUUGGACCUAAUAAAGUGGCCGGUGAGUGUAUAUGUAUGUUUAUUUAUAUAUAUAUAUAUACCGCCAUACGGUUCAGGGCCACUAUCAAGGCAGCCUGGGCUUUCAUUACACAGCAGCAGUGCCACAGGCUGAUUGCCUCCAUGCCACACUAAAUUGAGGCAGUAAUUCAGGGAAAAGCAGCCCCAACCAAGUACUUAGUACAUAUAAAUGGACAUGUUUUCCAGAUGACUAGCAAUUGAGUUAAAUAUAAAUUUUUUAAAUGUUUUGAUGCAGUAUUCUAAUUUUUUGAGUGAAUUUGAAUUUGGGUUUUCAUUAAAUAUAAGCUUUAAUUAUUACAAUUUAACAGAAUAACGCCAUGGAAUUUGGGUUUUCAUUAAAUAUAAGCUUUAAUUAUUACAAUUAAACAGAAUAACGCCAUGGAAUAUUUCAGUCUGUGUGUCAUUAACCUAUGUCAAGUAUUAUUUUCACUCUUUGAAUUGAACUGUUAAAUUUAAGGAACUUUUCCACAAUAUUCUUAUUUAUUGAGAUGCACCUGUAUAUUCCUAGAGAAAUUUUUUUUUUUUACUCACUUUUAUGUACCUGUAAAGAGCUCAACUGCUGCAUGAGCAGGUAGAGGAAGAGUGAAAAAAAAGUGGAAACUCAGAUGAGCUUUACAUCUGCACGGAAACGGUAGAUGGUCGACUUGGUUGAGGACUGCAGCAGGUUUUUGUUUUUGUUUGUUUUGUUUUUUUCCAGGGUUUAAUUUUCUGCUGCAGACCUGCUGCUAAUGCUAAAACUUCAUUUCCUUUUUUUGUAGCUUUCAAAAUGAAAGUGACUGAGCCAAAGAGACUAUGAGCUUGUUGAAGUUGUGCAAGAAGAACAAUUUGCCUGAAUGUGACAAGUCAGAUUUAAGUCAGAUUUUUGCUUUGAAGUAAAACUGCAGCCCGACUGUUUUCACCUUGGAGUAAUCAUGUCAUUAAUGUGUCCUUAUCCAGGUGAGCAACUGUAACCUGUACCGUCUGGGGAAGAAGAAAGGCCUCCCCAGCAGGAUGGUGGUGUCCAUCUUUGACCCCCCUGUGAACUGGCUGCCUCCUGGAUACGUGGUCAACCAGGACAAGAGCAGCAUAGACAAACUGGACUCAGAGGAGGUCAGUGACUGGAUGCCCUGCCCCACUGUCUAAUGGCUGUCUGUGUAAAUGUCUGGUAGUUUCUGUAGUGAGGAAACUUAAGGUCCUCUAAGAACCUGCAGCAGAUGCCAUUGGUGUUGUUUGGUCAUCAGGCCACAGGAGGGCAGACUGCCACCUUGUCUGGGUACCCUCAGUCUGUGACUGAAGACUUCAGUCCUACACAGAAUAACUGAUUCUUAUAAAAUAAAGAACUACAGACAAAGAUACACUUAGUGAUGAAUUAAGGUUUAUGCAUUUGUAGCUCAUGUGAAUGAAAAUCAGAACACAAAAAAAACUUACAAUAAACUAAUUUAGGGGAAGCAGAAAAGUAAACCCAUCUGUAAUCUUUCCUUAUGGAUUAAAUUAUUACCCUCGAUACUCAAAGACAUUUUUAUGAAGAGCAGUGGUCAAAAAAGCAAACAAACAUCAGAGUUCUUGUCAUCUUUCCAGCCUUAAUAACACCUGGAAAAUACAGUGAUGGAGAUGGCAAAUGGACAGGACUUGUAAAGCACUUUCUGGUUUUCAAAUUGAACCAGCACAUGCUCCAUAUCCUCUGGUUAUGUUUAAAACUGUCAAAAUCGUUUUGUACACUGGUCAAAGGCCAAAGGUCAUUUUAACUCAUUCAGUGCCAAUUACGGAUUUGGACAUAUUUCAUUAUUUGCCCUAAGUGCCAAUGACAGUUUUUGACGAAUUUCUCAGUUUUUUUGUUUUUUGCCCUAAGUUUUGGGUCGUUCUGAACGCAGAUAAGCUGACAAAUAUGUCAUAACCAUGUAACAAUAACAAAAUUAAGUACUUGCCAGUGAGGAGUGUGCCAUCAAGUGUGCCAAUUUGCCUAGUUGUGGAGUGUUUUUUCUCUAUGAGGAGAGUAGAAAAAUGCUGAAGUCAUUAGCCAAGAGCUAACGUCUCGGCACAUUGGCUCCCAUGGACGCGGUGCUACCGUCUCUGAAUCCAGUGGAGAUGCCGGUACUGGACCUUCAAAUCAUCAGCAGACAAUCAAAGAAGACAAUUUUCCAGCGUGUCGUUGUGCCGCCGGUGCCGGUACUGGUGAGCGAGACUGAGCAAGAUAUUCUGUGGGUCCUGAAAGAUAUAGAAAUUUCUAUCGCAGUCAAUGGUGGCACUGGGUGAAAGUUGCAUACAUGAACCUGGCACUAUAUGAGUUAACUAUAAAUGAAUCAUUUUCAUUAAUGUUGUAUUUCCAGUGCAGAUUCCAGCUGUUUUUUUCUCAGAGAUAACAUAACAUUUUUAACAGAAAAAUUAAACUUUUGUGUUCUGAAGGUUAAAAGAGGGGCUGCUAGGCCUGUGCGUGUGAAGUCCAUCAGACAGUCUAACACCAGUGCUGACAGCUGUCAUGUUAUUGUGCCCUGUGGGUUGUCAGUAUAUUUAUGAAGAACAUGGACAUAUGGUGGACUGGUUCUGGUUUGAAGCCCCUGACCAGAGCAGUGAGUAACCAGCCCAGGCAUAUGGAAGUUAACUUGGUGGCGCUACCUCUGUUAAUGGUAGCCCCAUAAACUAUUGGAUGGUGACUGUUUCAUAACUUUUUGUUUUGUUUUGUUUUUUUCUUUUUGUUUUCAAACAUCCCUGAUAAUGAAGAACCUGUACUUGAAUGAUCAAUGUCCAUUCACUGUCAUAACAUUAUUUUAAAAUAUUACUUAAACACUUUUAUAAAUGUCUUGAAAAUACUAACCAAUAAUAAACAUGGAACAGCACAUUUUUAGACUAAAGAAUGAGACAGUGAGUUAAACCUGCUUUGAAAUGAAAAACCGAAAGAACUAAGAUGUGAUGAGACAGCCAUCCUCUGUGGGCAAAGUAACAAUAUAAAUUUGAGAGACAUGACAAAAAAAAAAACAUCUGUAAACAAUAAAGCACUGUAGACAGCCAUCAUAUCUGCUGCAGGGCUCUGUGAACUUAAGAGUCAGGGUACCCUCUGCUGGACAAACUGUAAAAUGACAUACAUCAACAUAACAUAAAGCAGCACAUUUAUCAGUAUAUCCAAAUAUCUUUCCAUAUAUCUUUCCAAUCUAUCUUAUCUAAUCUGCACAUUUACACCACUGGUCAAAAGUUUUAGAGCACCCCAGCUUUUCCAAUAUUUUAUUGAAAAGGAUGCAGUUUAAUGUCUCGAUGUACUCUGAAAAUGAUGCAUAGAACAAAUAAACAAUUGAAAUUAAAAAAAGAAGUCGUAGAAUCUAUUUAGAAACGAAAAUGUAUUCUAAACUUUGAACUCAUCAAAGUAGCCACCUUCGGCAGAUAUUACAGCUGAACACACUUGUGACAUUCUUUCUACAAUGGAAAUAAAGUAUUUUCAGAAAGUACUUCCCAACUCUGUUGCAGAAGUUUCCAUAAAAGUGUAGCAAUUGUACAUUUGCUUUCACUCUUCUGUCCAGUUCAUCCCAAACCAGCUUGAUGGGGUUUAAGUCUGGAGACUGUGCUGGCCACUCCAUGUUUUCAAGUUUACAGUUUUUUUUGUUUUUGUUUUUGUUUUUGUUUUGUCUUAAGGUAGUUCUGGCAUAGCUUGGACUUGGACUUUUGGGUCAAUAUCUUGCUCCAUUAUAUAUCUCCAUUGUAGCAGACCGGUCCUGCCAUCAGGCUGUGGGAGUUCUUGGAUGAGGGUAUGCCAGCAGCCAUGGUUGUUCUAGAUUUGUAUUUUAACUAGGAGCAGAUGGCAGAGACAUGUUUUUGUCACUGUUUUUUGUGGAUUCUGACUGAUUUCACAGUCUUUGUCUCUACAAACAAGUGAACAUGUCUUCACAGCUUUUGUUUUACAACUUCAUUUUUUAUUACUACAGCCAUUUUACAAACCUCAGUUCAAGAGUCUUUUGAGUGUGUAAGGAGGAGCUGCCAAACUAAACUAUGACUCAGAGAGCCUCUGCUGCCUGCUGGAUUUUGACUUCUCUCAUAAAACCACACCAGGAAACUCACUUUACAAAUCCUACAUCAUUUUUAUUAAGAGUUUUAAAGCUCAAACUGACAGUCACUUUUCACUCCUUGAUUCUUCAUAUUUACAUUUAAAUGUCUUUAAACUCUGCUUCAGGCCAAAGAGGACAUUCUUGCCAACGGGCGCUCUAGAAACGACUAUGAUGAGGAGGAUGAGGAGGAGGGUGAAGAGGUGGACGAUGAAGCUGAGCUGAUGCUGAAGGACGAGCCAAAGGACGAGGUGAACAUGGAGGACGACCUGGAGUACUACAAGGAGCACAUCAAGUUCAUCGACAACAUGUUGCUGGGAUCAGGAGCAUUUGGGAAGAAGAUCUCUCUGACAAGCUUCCCUCCCUCCCUCACCCCAGCCUCGGUCUCCUCCCCUGCCAUGGAGUCGCCGUACGAGUGGAAGGCCCCUAAAAAGCUCCUCCACCCCACCGCGGCCCACUUCCCUUCCGAUCCGGCACCCAGUGGACCCUCUGCCGAAGAGUUCGACUACAGCUCGUGGGACGCCAUGUGUUACCUGGACCCCAGUAAGGCCGGUGAGGAGGAUGACUUUGUGGUUGGUUUCUGGAACCCAUCGGAGGAGAACUGCGGCACAGAGCUGGGGAAGCAAUCCAUCUCGUAUGACCUGCACACAGAGCAGUGCAUCGCAGACAAGAGCAUUGCUGACUGUGUGGAGGCUCUGCUGGGCUGUUACCUAACCAGCUGUGGGGAGAGGGCCGCACAGAUGUUCCUCUGCUCGCUGGGCCUCAAGGUGAGUCCACACCUGAAACUUGAUUACAGGGCCAUCUCAACCUGGGGAGAUUCAAGACCAGGACACUUAGACAAACCAGACAUUUUCUGCAGCUUUCAGGACCUCUUUUUUCUGCUCCUGCUGAUGAGAAAUGAAUGUAGUGAAGUAAAACGAUGUUUAACAAUCGAAACAUAUGCAGUCGCACCUUUGUCAGAGAUACAUCACAAACAUAUAAGGUGUUAUGGUCACACAGACUUCAUCCACAUCAGGGAGCCUGUGCUCAACAGUGUUAAACAAAAGGAGUUUUAAAUGCAAUUGUAGUUACACUGAAACAGCUUGUAGACUAUUGACUCUCUCAAUCAAACUUGAACCUGCUCUGUGAUCUGGUCCUUUUCCUGUUCUGUGGUCAGCUAUCAGUCACACUCCUUGAUCUGUUUUUCUGUCUGCAGGUGCUGCCAUUGGAGAGAGGGAGCCUAACAGGAGCAGGGGGGCACAACCGGCACCCAGCCAAUGACCUGUGCUACGGCUGGCUGAAGAUCCCGCCUCGCUGCAUGCUGGACCAUCCAGAUGCAGAGCGGACCCUCAACCACCUGAUCUCUGGCUUCGAGAACUUUGAGAGAAAGAUCAACUACACCUUUCAAAACAAGGCUUACCUGCUCCAGGCCUUCACCCACGCCUCCUACCACUACAACACUAUCACAGGUCAGACUAAACAAACCUUCACCUGUUUCUGUCAUCCAACUUUGAAGGUGUCAGGGAAAGAAUGUUCAGUUUUUAAACUGGCUUAGUCGGAGGAAAGAGUCUGGUGCUGAGACCUGAGGCUCAUGAUGUGACAGAGAAACACAUCACCUGCUCUAAAAUUGAUUUGUGAAAUAAUCAAAUCUGUACAGAAGAGAGAGUUUCAAACUGGCUGAUAUUAUCUUAGUCAUCAGGUCGUUUCAGCUGUAAUUACAGUAAAUUACAGUAAUUUUAUACAGUUAAAGUGAAAUCUGUUUGGUCCUGUCAAAUUGAGAAACAUUAAACAUGACUGAUGAUCCUAUAACCCCAGUUUACUCUUUAAAUGUUCAAAGAAAUUUACUGUAAAUGAUCCAACCUCAGGUUGCACCAGACUGGACUUUUGCUGAAAUCUGAUUUGCUCAUAUUUUCUAAUGCAUUCUAGUGCAAAGUAUUAAUGCAGAAAGGAUGCCAAAGGGCCAACAAAGCAGCUGCAAAACAACGACAAGCUGAUAAAGCAGGUCUGCAGCUGUGCCCGUCUCUGUGUCUCUGCACAGCAACAAAGAUGGUGGAAGUGAAGGGAGAUGAGUUCAAUCCAAGAAACCUGACGAAAUAAACAGAAACAGGUCUAGGGUUGUGCUGUCUGAGUACAAAAGAAUUAGCUGGAAUAACUGAUGGUUAAUAACAGUACUGAUGAGCUUUUCUAUCCACUUCUCAUCAGUAACCUGAACAGACUUCAGAACUUGUCACUCACCAAGCUGCUAAGACCCAGAGUGAACAGGACUGUGCCCUUUUUUACUUGGGUCAUGUCUCCUGCUGACGUCCCUUGAGUCUGGUAGUUAGCUUAAGCUCUUUGUUGUAUCCUCUAGAGGUAUCCUCUGGUAAGAUGUGCAGUGGAGAGUUAAGUUGGUGUACAGUUGGGUUGGUUGAGGUUCAGUUGGUUCCAGACUUUUCCUUCUCUACACCGGUUUUACCCUGGUCUUAGCAUCAGUUAUUGCAUGAAUGUGCUCUGCAAACUUGAUUCCUCCAGCACUCUGCAGGUCUGUGACAGUUGUUUGUCCCUCUCUCAUCCUCAGAUUGUUACCAGCGGCUGGAGUUCCUUGGUGAUGCAAUUCUAGACUACCUCAUAACAAAGCACCUUUAUGAAGACCCGCGGCAGCACUCCCCCGGUGUGCUGACCGACCUGCGCUCUGCUCUUGUCAACAACACCAUCUUUGCCUCUCUGGCCGUCAAGUACGACUACCACAAGUACUUUAAGGCAAUCUCGCCUGAGCUGUUCCACGUCAUUGAUGACUUUGUGCAGUUUCAGCUGGAGAAGAACGAGAUGCAGGGCAUGGACUCUGAGGUAAGUCCAGAAACUCCAAGGAGCAGCUUAUCCCUGCAGGAAGAAACCUAAUCUGUGUUGUUGUAGGUUUUCCCUCCGAAAUUAAGUUAACAUUCACAAAGAUCCUCCCGAAUAACAAGGCUGUUAGCUUCCAUGAAUCUGGUUCAUAUUGCAGAGAUUUCAGGACUGGGCAGAAAAUACAGUUGGAUUUAAUUUACCUGAAAAUGGCUAUCUUGGCAGCAGAUCUCCUCAUUCUGCAGGAGAGGUACGCAAAGCCUUGGGCACAUAAGGCACAAACAUAAGAUCCUGAGAGGAAACAACAGCUCCCGCUCUCUGCUGCCUACUAUUCAUCAAAGUAGAGGAUCAAUUACACCAAAGAGGUGCUUAUAUAGCAUACAUUCAACUAGACCAGGGGUCGGCAACCCGCGGCUCUGGAGCCGCAUGCGGCUCUUUCUUCCCUAAGCUGCGGCUCCCAAUGGAUUUGGAAAAUAAAUAAUAAAUACUUAAUUGCAUUUUAUUUUAUUUUAUUAUUAUUAUUAUUAUUUUUUUUUUGUAAUUCUAAAUUCAAAGAUUAUAAUGCUCUUGUAACAUUAAAUAAACUAUUAAGGCUGCAACAACGAAUCGAUUAAGUAGAUUCGUCGUGACGAAUAAAUCCGUUUGAACAAAUUCUGUAAUCGAUUCGUCGGGUCUUUAUAUAUGUCCAUGGACACCGGCGUGUAAACAUCAGCAGGACGCACAGAAAAGAAACAGCCAUGGCCGAGGCAGCGGCUGAGAAAAACAUGGACACAACCCAACCCAAAUCCCGACCUAAAACAUCAGUGGUGUGGGAAAAACUUCACCAAGACUGAAGAGGAAGGCGUUCAGUGUAACAUUUGCAAAGACCGUUUUGCAUGGCUCGGGAGUACAUCGAUGAUGCGUGAGCACAGGGCUCUCAAGUCUCACGCAUUCAGCGUAUGACACACGCAUUCCCACUCGUUCACACGCUCACACACCACACAUUGUAUUUCUCACGCAUUUAAAUGAACAUGGUGAUGUCCACCAAGUUGCACUUCUUCAACUAUGGAACUGGGGGAAAUCAACUGAGUUCCUCCGAGAGUUCAGAAGCUGCGUGCCACGCACAAGCCAAUGAAAUAAAGUAUAUCUACUGAACAGCCAAUCAAAAAGCAGCAUUGCUGUAUCCGGGUAGAUUUUGAUAUCUUGCGGUUUAACUACAGAAGAAGACAGACACUCGCCGAAAUAGUUCAUUUAUUUCAUAAAUGCAACUCGCUACAGUUUUUUAUAUACUUUGUAUAAAGGUAAAAAAAAAGAUAUAUGCAAUGUUAUCUUCAUUUUAGAUGUCAAAGAGGUUUUGUGGCUCCCUGUGUUUUCUUUUCUGUGGGAAACUGGUCCAAGUGGCUCUUUGAGUGUUUAAGGUUGCCGACCCCUGAACUAGACAUAUCCACAAAAUGCCACGACUCGCUGCUAGAGGUCUGACUGUUUUUAAGAAGGUCGUCUGAGCAGCUUUCAACAUCAUCCCCCUCGAUCAGGUUAUUGAUUGAAGUUCCUUUAUUCGUCCCUCAAGAGGAAAUUCCCUUGAGCUCGUACACGGUAGCAUCUGAGUGAUUCCAUGUUACCUGGUCAUCAACUGACAGCUCUGUGUGUUUGUGCUUCCAGCUGCGUCGCUCUGAGGAGGACGAGGAGAAGGAGGAGGACAUUGAGGUCCCGAAGGCCAUGGGGGACAUCUUUGAGUCUCUAGCUGGAGCCAUUUACAUGGACAGCAGGAUGUCACUGGAGACGGUGUGGCAGGUGUAUUAUCCGAUGAUGAGGCCGCUCAUAGGUGAGGCAGAGUGAGAGUGUGUCUUCUACAAUCUAAAAUCUUGACCUGGAAGGUCAAGAUUGUAGAUUGAACCUGGAAGGUCAAGAUUGUAGACACGAUGCUGUCUUUUAUUAAAGCCUCCCACCUCUGUCUCUCCUUCUGCAGAGAAAUUUUCUGCCAAUGUGCCGCGCUCUCCUGUGAGGGAGCUGCUGGAGAUGGAACCAGAAACUGCCAAGUUCAGGUACCGCAUCUGCACCUUUCAUGCCCGCCUCUGUCUUUACAUCCUCAAGACUUUAUAUUAAGUAUUUAGUAGUAGUCAGGUACGCAGGUACAGUGCCGAGACUUUGGAAUGAGGAUGCUAAGCAGAUUUGAAGUAAAUGUUCUUAAAUUGAUGGAUGUCUGUCUGAAUCCCACUCCUACAGCUGGGCUGUUAUUACACAGAAGGCAACAUCAAGGAGACUCCUAAGCCUCUAAACAAACUUGAUCCAGUUAUCAGCUGCAGAAAGCUCCCACACAGACCUUAAAAUAUACUCGACUAUAACUCAAAUUUGUGAAUAUUUAGAGUACUGGUCAUCCACAGUCUUCUCUGUUAUGAUUGUAUGACCACAUCAGCUCAGAGUGUCAUUUACCAUCUGUGUGUAUGCUGCAGGCUGACUCUGCAGAGCUCAGACAUGCAGGAGCUUCAAUACAGAUCUACCUGCAUGUGUGGUGUGGUGGGUUAAAGUUUCAGACCCUGACUCUGAUUCGGUCAAAGAUGACUUGUUGUAAGCUUUUACCUGUUUCAGUCCUCCUCACCUAACCCCUGUCCCUGUGUCCUUGCAGCCCUGCAGAGAGGACAUACGAUGGGAAGGUACGGGUGACAGUGGAGGUUGUGGGUAAGGGCAAGUUCAAAGGAGUUGGCCGCAGCUACCGGAUCGCCAAGUCAGCGGCAGCGCGUCGAGCUCUGCGCAGCCUCAAAGCCAAUCAACCUCAGGUCCAAAACAACUGAGCUCAGCAUUAGCACCUAAGCUAUUGAUGGUAACAUAGAGGCAGCAAAGUGAGCUUCCCAAACACAGUGUGAUGCUCGCCGGGGAACAGCAAGAGGAGACGGAGGCAGUGGAGGAAGAAGCAGACUGAUCUAACAACAGAUUUCACAUCAUCAGACCUUGUACCUUUUUCUUUUUUACCCCCUUUGGUUUGCGCAAACACAAUCUUUCCUUUCCCUCUCUGCUUUGUGUAAUCACCAGUGCUUUAUUAACGUUUAGCAAAGUGUUAAAAGGUCAGGUCUCAGAGUCUACUCCUCACUGUUUUUGAUUGAUCCUUAACCUCUGUGUCAGUGAGACAAGGCUUAUGCUCAUUGUGUAGUUUUAGAUUGUACAUAGUUCAAUCAAAAGUGUAAAUCAAAGUAUGUAGGAAAAAAAAAGAAAAAAAAAAAAGGAAAACGCUAAACUCCUCAGCCUGUGCACUAGUGCCAGUCAGUUUGAAGGCGCUUUUGAAAACGCUAAGGGCAGACGUGGUGAGCAGAUACCACUGAAGCAGAAAAGCUGGUGGCACCUCUGUUGGAAAUCUGUCUUGAAAUGGUAUUCUUAAUCAUUUUUGCACUUGUUCCAUUAGGGUCUGUUACUUUGAGAAUUGUGUGGUCACAUUGACACCAAAAUCAUUUACGUAGCAAAGUAUAUAAAUAUAUAUAAAAGGAGUCAAAGACAUGAAUGAUUUCCUCAGCACAGACACCGAGGCUCACCCUCGUAUCCUGCAGAGAGGAGAGAAAUUUCAACAUUCCCGUUACUGUAAUUUAGUCGUUUUGAACCGCACUUGGGUUUGCAUGUUGGUGUAGCUUAUGUGUAAACCAUGAGAACUGGAUGGCUUCUGUACAUGUUGAAAUCUACUCUCAGAGCGUGAGAGCCACAGUAGAUGUCCUGCCAUUAUCUCCAUCCUUUGGUUUCACAUCUUUUGAUACAAAGAGCGGAUGGAGGACAGACCUCUCGCACUAACAUCUUUCAGCUAAGCGGGCGAUCAUCCCGUUUUGAUAUAAAAUAGAGAGGAAGACAUAUCACAGGUUCGAUAUAUGCUGCAGACUUUUCUAUGGAUUGGAUACUCGACACGCAGAAUCUUUUCAGAUACUCAGUCCUUGUGAAAAAAGCUGAUUCAUUUCAACACACUAGUGUUCCUCACAUCCCAAACCUACCAAAGCUAGAUCCGAUGUGACACUCUGAGAUUGAAGUGGACUCCUCAAGAUGAGGAUACCAGCCUUUGUUUUCUUUUCUUUUGUUUCUCAUUAGUAAGCCCUUCUCUCACGUGAAUACCUCAGUUAAUUGCAUGCAUUUUCUUGUCUUUAUUUUCUUUUUGUUUGGUGCUAUGUUUUUGUGUUAAGCUUGAAUUUCUCAUCUUUUUUGCACUGUAACUAUAAUACCUCUUUAUUUGACCUUUUUUAUUUUAAGCUUUGGAAAUCUGUUCAAUUUGGUUGUCCUGUUCGUCAGCCACCAUUCAUUCAUUCAUUCAUUCAUUUUUUUUUUCAUCAGCUACACAGUUCACCAGUAGAGAAUCUGAUGGACUCUGGGUCAGCAAUGACUGAUGGAUCAGGGGGGUCCGUGCUUCAGACGUAAUCCAAUCAGACUGCACUCUUAACUUAAUUUAAGCUGCAUGUGAAAGAACUUCAAUCUCUGUUAUGAAUCUGUGAUUUUUAAUCUGGGCCCGUUCUUGCACCCUUUGGAGAAUAACAAGUCUGAAGGUUUGGAGCAUCUUCAGUAAAACAGACUGUCACUCAAUCAGCAUCCAUCCAGGCAAAGGGGUCGUUUUUGCCCCUGACAGACUUAGACACUUUGUCUCAGAGUAUGUCAGGGUGACAGAGAGGACCCCUGCAGAGACAGAGAGCUGUAUGUAAAAGAUUGAGCUCUUUUUUUUAAUUAUUUUUUUUAACCAGAACCAGCUCAGAUCACACCAACUGAGAGAAUCACAGUUAAUCUCUGCAGGUCACAAGAGGUGCUGGUCUGCACCCACGUCCCUGCUUUUUCUGGGAGUAGACUGGGAGUAGACUGACAGCUUCAGUUAAAAUGCAGUUUUGAAUGAUGGAGUCUGACGUCUGUACAGAGAGCGUGGAACAGCUUUCUCCUUUAGGAGGGUCUGGCAUUGAAGACAGUCAGUGAGAAAAAGAAGAACUUUACGAAGAGUCGUUCAGUCAGAAGGAUUGUGCUGCAGCCUUUCUAACCUGUCACAUGGUUGCUGGCUUAAACAGACUCUUAAGUCAAAAACUUUGUUUGACAAAUGCUCUGUGAUUGGACAACGGGUAUUUAAAUAACCAAUCAAAACAAUCUGCAGUUUGCCUCUGUGCGUUUGUGGUCAUAAAUUACUGACUGUGCUGCAAAGAACACAAGAAUCAUAGAGUCACACACACACACACACAGAGAUCUGCUCAGCCCUGCCCUCAUCAGUACAGUAGUUCUUGUAAAGCCGACACAGUAAGAGUGUUCAUGUGAGGGUUGGGUUUUCUGUCCCAGCUCAGAGAGACCUAACAGUCCCAUCUAAACCUCACCACAGAGGCUUUAAAUUUAGCCUAUCAGGUUAUUUUUCAUUUAAAUCUCUAUUUUUGAUUAUUUUGAACUGAAUGUAAAAUCAUUAUUCACAUAUUUUCAGGUUUCUGGGGACAGCCUCCUUCCUGCCUCACACAGUUUUUAUUUUCUACGCUGCACAAGUUGAAAACUGAGGACGUUUUUGAAGUCUCAUUUCAGGGUCAAAAAGUCUCACUAGACCUGAAGAGUCCAGAUAAACAUCCUGUUUGAAGGUGUUCAAAGUUGAAGACUUGAAUGUAAUGGUAGAAAUAGAACUGCUGAUGGAGUUGGAGAAAUUUUCUGACAGCUUUCCUGUCAGAAGAAACUUCCUAAGUAUGUUUCUCUUAAUCCUUGGACAAUGUUUUUUUCUACACAUCACACAUGAUUCAGGUGUUUCUUCAGACUUGAAGACCUAUAACAGGAGGUAUAUCUGGACUUCUCAGGUAAACGUGGCCCGUAUCAAACCCAAUGAGACUUUGUUACCCUGAUAAUUAGUCCAAAAAUCGUGGUUAGUGUACUUCCAUCAUAAAUGCCAAUCUCUUGAGUCCUCACAGCUGUUUUCUGAAAUAAUCAAGAAAAUGAUGAAAAGCUAGUGAACUUCAGUUCAGGCGUCCGAACGCACUAGAGUUAUUUCCAUCCACCUUCUGCUGGAUGGUCUGAUUGUUCUCUCAGUAUCACAAGGUUUUCCCAUGAUGACUGACGGAGUCCAUCAGAGAACAUCAAAAGUCUAUUGGUCCUGAAUUAUCAGGAUCUGACAGCUUGCAGUCUGUGGUACGUCUGGACCCUGUCAGACCCUCUGAGUCUGUUAAUCUAUCUGAGCUGUUGGAUCUUCCAGUAUAGUCACACACCUCAGUCUGUAGUGCAUACUCACUCUCACACUAAGGGUCAGUUAGUCUCCUGGAGCAUUGGGAGGGUUACUAACUAAGAAUGUGAAUCACUCGUUCAGUGCCACGCUCUCUUUGUUUCUGUCUGUGACUGAAAAGGAUCAUGGAGAUCAGCAGACCUCACUACACAACCACCUUCACACCUUCAGGAGAGAUGGGAGAGUGUGUGUGCGUGUGUGUGUGCAGGAGGGGGCGGGUCUCUGUCACUCAGAGCAGACUUCGUUCCUCUCAUUCCCGCAGAUUUCUUUUUUCCUUUCUUUAUGUACAUGUAGCACAAAUGAGCAUUGCACUUGGGCGCCAUACUUUACCUCAUGUCAAAGUGUGAAAGGGAGUAAACGCUGGAGGAACAUGAAUGAGUGUAUCUAUGAUGAUGACAAUGUUAACCAGGAAAAACUCUGGCUCAGGCUUUGCUGCUGCUCUGGAUGCUGCUGUCAGACAGAGACAGACAGGCUGUUGGAGGAGGACUGACCAGACUGAGGGACCUUAAAGAGAUCUGGACUCUCGAAUCUGUGAUGUCCAAAUUAAACAUCUGUUUGACGAGAAAACAAAGACGUCCAAUCACGAUGAACCCUCUCUCUGUUAUUACAGACAUUUGAUCUGAUCAAUGCUUCUCUAAAGGUCUCAGUUUGAAGUUGAAACCUCCCACAGCCUUUCAGAAGAGUUUAAAGGAACAAUCCACCAAAAAUCUAUCAUCUAUCAUCAAAUUCAUCUAUCUAUAAAAAAGUCUAUCCAACAGGCCUCGUCUCAAUGUUUGUGAACUCUCUGAAGUUAAAUUUUAACCUAGACACAGAGAUGUGUUCAGUUUUUAAUCAUUGGUAAAUAUCUGUAAGGCACCAAAUUAGAGUAAAAUCUGAGAUCAUGACAUCUAGAAUAAAAGUCAGACUUUAUGCUCCCACACAGUCAGGCUUUAAGAGUUGUCCUUUUUCCUCUUUUGUUGAGAACCAACAGGAAGAGAGUUGUGAGUUGAGCUCUUAGUUGCUGCACAAACACACAGCUCUGUUUACAGGAAUUAUUCAGUUUCUAAAAGUGUUACUGUGCACAUUACUAACACAAUGACAACCCACAGCAGGAGUGGAGCAGCUCCAACUUCAGCUUGGUGUAGAUGGAGUCAGCUAUUUGUGAGGAGAGGGAUCUAAAAACAAGCUUAUUCCAUGCUGACUUUAACCCAAGAUGCUGAUCCAGUCUACACUGGGGCUGCAGGCUGAGGGGGUCCACAGGAGCAAAGUUCAAAACUUUUGUUUCUUCUAGACCUGAAGUUUGCAGAAAUAUGAUCCUAAACUGCUCCAGCAGCUUUUAAGUCCAUGUUCACUAAACUUGACAGAAAAUGAGGUGCAGUCAGAAACAUCCAGAGACUGUCCCCUUAGAGACUUCAAAUAUUUCAAAUCAGGACUGAAGAGAGAACGUGAAGUGUUUCAUUUCACAGCAUCUCUGAUGAAAUUUCAAGUGUGUUUAAGAGAAAAUGUUACCUGAUUGUUAGGACAUUAUGUAAGAAAAGUCAAGAGUGUUAGAGUUCAGUCAUGUCAGUGUUAUUCCCAUCAAUGUGCCAAAAUCAUUUCAAUCCCACACCGUUGAUUGUCUGCCACAUGAAUCUGAGCAGGCCAGUGUGUCAGUGAAAAAAAUGUGGAUUUGUCCUUUAACCUCCAUCAUCAGAAACAUCAUCAGUGUGAACAGAGAACUAUUUCCCUUCCGACAGAAAACUAACCCUGUUUUGGCAGCACAAUACGGUCUCAUAAAUCCAGCAGGGAGCCGUGCAGGCGUCCGGUCAGGAGCAGCAGAACACCAGCAGGGUGGAGUUGAACGUGGCAUGAUGGACCGAUUAUGUCAGUGUGGUGAAUUAUGGACCAUCACAACUUGAAGCAAGAGUUUAAGGGACAUUUGAAAAGAAACUCCUCAAUGAUACUGUAAAAUGAAGCUGCAGUGGUUUGCGGUCUGCACCUUAUGGAUCACAGAUACCUUUAAUUUGUUUGUUUGGAUUUUCUUUUUCUUUUUUAUAAUUCUAGCCCAGUAUAUCUACAAUAAAGUCAUGGUAUGGUCAUUCACAGCUGCUCUCCGCCUCCUUCAGUCACACGUCAAGUUUCUGCUUACUGAUAAUGACUUCACCACCCCCUGAGCUCUCCUCUAGCACCACCGUGAGGACAGAACGUCCACUGCACCUCCAGCUGCCUGUACAGGUGGAGCUCUAGAGUUUAGGAGAACCUAGGAGGGUUCAUGUGAGGACAUCAUCUCAGUAGCAAAGCUGAACUUCUUCAAAACUUUUACAGUUUUGAAUUUAACACCAUCAGAAUAUUUCCCAAAAUUCAGUCAGAAACGGUUUGAAAACACAGACAUUUCUGUGAAGUCAUGUCCCCCUUCAGUUCUUGCUCAGGCCUCUUUCCUGUGAACCCCCGCAUCAGUAUGUCAUGGAGCUGAUCAGUCCGUGUCCCUGCUGGAGUCUUACUGAAGUCCAGGGGUCCGUUUCACGUAGCAGGUUUAGUGGAAACUCUGAGUUUGUUAACCCUGAAAUCAGCGGAACUCUGAGUUUUCCGUUUCACAAAGGAGGGUUAGUUAAACCAGGGAGAGAGGGGUAACUCUAACCUGUUUCACAAAGAGAGGUAACUCAACCUCGCGGUCAGUUACCACAGUAACAGACUCCGUGAACCUAACCUGCUCGGGAGCAGGUUUAACUCAGUAAACCCAGAGUUUCAGGUGAGACAUCGGCAUUUUCUCAUUUUGAUCAUGUUUUACAUUGUCAAGUAAGUAUUGAGUGGCAGUUUGAUCCCUUAAAAAAUGCUCUUUUCACACUCAAAACUGAAUUUUACUCUCUUAUUAUGUUCCGUUAAAUGAUUAGGAAUAUUAAACUAACACAAAAACGGGUGGUGGUCCAGCAGCCCCACCUUUAACGGAGGCAGAGGAGCUGCCCCCCACCUCCCCCGUUCGACGAUCGCGGCCGGUCCGACAGACACACGCACACGCACACUAGUCCGACGAUCGCUGCUACGGGGUGGGAGUUGCGAUCGUCGAAGGGGGGGGGCAGCUUCUUUGCCUCCGUUAAAGGUGGGGCUGCUGGACCACCACCCGUUUUUCUGGCAUCUGCCCUCUUUCUGUUUGCUGAGUGAAAGUCUAAUAUUGAGUGUAGUGAGUGUUAGUUUAAUAUAUGUACAUAUACAUACUGAGAGUUAGUUUAAUAUUCCUAAUCAUUUAACGGAACAUCAUAAGAGAGUAAAAUUCAUUUUUGAGUGUGAAAAGAGCAUUUUCAAAGGGAUCAAACUGCCACUUAAUACUUACUUGACAAUGUAAAACAUGAUCAAAAUGAUUCAAGCAGUUUCCCUGCAACAGUCUGUCAUUGUGAUUGCACGAGACUAGAUUUAAAGUUACGCAUUUACGCGAGCAGCGAUUUCCUCCCAUGCCCCCUCCUUCUCCUUUGCAGCUGCUGCUGUAUUGCACUUUCUUUUAAAAACGUGCUGUAAUUCGCUGUUGGCUUGCUGCUGCCCCCUCCUUCUCCCUGUUUCCAUUGGUUGAUCAUUGAAUCUGCGCUCCACAGAUGCUGGCUGUUCAUGUCUGGCGUGCACGUGCUGAACUCCAGGUCAAACUACUCGGAGUUGUUAAAACCGUCUCAAAUCAGGUGUUGUGUAACCGGAAACUCAGAGUUUCCUAACUCAGAGUAGAUCAACUCAGAGUUAAGGAUUUAACUCAGAGUUUGUUGAACCACCUACGUGAAACGGACCCCAGGUCUCUCUGAUAGCUCCUUCAGCUCAUCUGUAUUGUUGCUCUGGUGUGUAUCAUCUCUCUCUAGAUGAGACUCCAGAGAUCCUCUAUGGGGUUCAGGUCAGACCAGUUUGCUGGACUAUCAAGCACAAUAAUACCACAGUCAGCAAACCAGUUUCUGGUAGUUCUGGUUCUGUGGACAGGUACCAGGUGCUGCUGGAAAAGGAAAGCUGGAUCUCCAUAAAGCUUCUGAAGGUCUCAGACAUCUACUGGUAGACUUUAGACAGUGUUGAUCCUGGACUUGAUGAAACACAGCAGACCAGCAGCAGAGGAUUAUCUCACUGCACAGCAUGGAGGCUCCUACCCAAGCUUCAGGUGUGACUGGAGUUCAUGACAUCUGCUGCCCUCUGCUCCAGCCCAGAUCUUUGCCUCUACAGUCUAAUCAUGAUGUUCAAAAGUGUGAAUGAAACUGAUGACACAUGACUCUGAUCCUGCUCAUACUCUGAUUCUCGUCCGCAUCACCCCCUUUAUUGGCCCCCUCUGAGUGGCCUACAGACUUCACUGCAAUGUGAGCAGGACAGCAGGUUUAAGGGUUAGGGUUUAACAGUCCUGCAGCAGGACAGCAGCAGAUUUAAGUGGCCCCAGGAACCAAGCAGGUACAUAGAAGAUCAGGUUUCAGUCUGGAGUUAACCUCCUCACAUGUGUUUUAAAGUCACAUACUGACUGCUGUCAUCCUUCAGCAUCCCUGAUAGUGUAGCCCUCUAACUGUUUUCACAGUCAGAGGGCUACAGAUACUAUCACUGCUGUGCUGGGCUGUUGCAGAGUGAGGGUGUCUGAAGGGUGUCCAGCUGCUCCUGUUUGCUGUUAAAACCACCAAUAUCAGAGGACUAAAGUUCUGGCACAACAUAACCAACUUCCAAGGUGCUUGGGGAGAAAAGGUCUUAAAGUGAUCAAAAGAGCUCCUGCAACACUUGUAUUUCAGGAAAACAGCUUCAUUUGACCAAUGCGUUUUGGCCUGUGGCCUUCAUCAGGAUCGAUGACCUUGUUGCUGGAGCUCUUUUGAGAUCUUCAAGACCACCAAUAUCUAAAGUUUGUCCCUGCACCAGAGAACCAAAGAAAACAGACUUCUUCAUGUUUUGAACUACAAACUGCAGCUAUAGUCAGUGACCACACCAACCCAAUCGGUCUCUACACCGAGGGGAUGACCACAUCAGCCAGAACAAAGCCAGAGGUUCAUUUCCAUCUGUUGUCCCCAGCAGGUUUGUGGUUAUUCAUAAAUGUACAGUAAGCUUGUAUUUGAAAUAAAAUCAAAUUAAAAGUACAAAACCAGAGAACAAGCAGAGUCAGCACAAGCUUCACAAAGACCCCUGUAUGACACUGAACUAACUCCUUAUUUCUUUUUGAAAUAAGGACUUAGUUCAGUGACCUGUAGACCUGAGUCCCUGUUGGAGCUGCAGCACUCACAGAUCAGUCAGGUGUACCUUUGUGUCCCCGUGUCCGACAGUUAAACUCUUAAAACUUGACAGGUCCUCAGAGGAUGAUUCCUGACUCUUUGAGUUGAUCCGAAGAGACAGAGGUUUCCCUGUCCAAUCCCUAAUGGUAUGGGGGUCAUCAAAGGUCAGUGAGACACAUGAGUUUGUCAGUUUUCUGCAUCGUCAUCUUUACUGUUUUCAGGACCUUCAAUAAUGAAACCCUUAAAUCCUGUGUUUGCUUACAUUUCACUUAGCUUUUAUUGAAUUGGGGGCUUUACUUUAAGCUUCAUGGGUUGAAACAGAGUGUGUUUUGUGUGGAUAUAAAGGGACAAACACGUCUCAUCAAAUGUCUUGUGCGUUUGUUGUCACAUUAUUCUGAACAGACAGUCCAGCGUCUGUCCACAGCAGGGGACUAAACCUGCAGGUUCAUCCUGGACUUUAGACUUUUAAUUUCUCUGAUUCUGUCUGGAGCGUUUGGAUUUCCAGCUUGUUGUGGUUUCCACCUUAUGUCUCAGCAGGUGAAUGUGUGUAAUGAAGCAGCUCAGAGUGGAGUUCAUUGACAGUGAUCAGCUGAGUGUUAGUGAGGGGCAGAGGCAGCCCAGACGCCUGCUCACACAGAUAAUCAACACAAUCACAACUUUGGGCCAUGCUGCUGUUUUGUUUGUGGAAAGGUGGCUGUGUGUAGAACAGCAGCAGCAGCCCCCACCCCCCUCGCUUUGAUGAGAGGCAGAUAUUGAAAUGAAGUGUGGAGCUGUGCUUUCAGCCUGAAAACACUGGGAGAGGAGUCUGAUAAUUAAAAACAUCAUUUCAGCUCCUGCUCGGCCUAUUUCCUUUCAGCAUUAUGGUGGCUCUGCAGGUAAAUUGGUCCCCGUUCUCCUGCCAUGGCCGUAAUGAGCAGUGGUUAGGUCUGACACCAUGUCUCUUUGAUUGAACCUAAAUGAGAAAUAUGCCAUCAACAGGAGGGAGGACUCAAUCAUCAGGACUUUAAAUAUGAGACGAGGCCGCCGAGCCAGAGGGGGCGAGUCUGAGUGAAAGUAUGAUAUUAGUCCUGCUGAUGGGGAGGAAAGCACACACCUUCACACUUUGUCAGUGUGUGUGUGUGUGUGUGUGUGGUGCCCGGAGAAAAAGCUUAUUAUACAGAUAAUGAUAUAUCAAAAACAUCUCAGCCUUAGCGUCCUCGUUUGCUAUGACCUCAAGCUGUCUCUGCUCCUCGCUCUGCUGCAUUUACACUAAUUGUUCAUCUUAUUCAAGCAGAAAAAACAGAAAUGAUUCAACCUGCAAAGACUGACUUAAUCUUCGGAGAGGACCUGAAACUGAGCCUGAGGAGCAGAGCAGAAAUGACUGUGUGAUGAUCAUGAACCAACCAACACAUUCACAUUACAGUUCAUUCGGCUUUAAGAGCUGAAACACCAGUCUUUAAACAUUCAGGAGGAGGUACAUGUCAGGAUGUUCGUGCAGUUUCAUAACUUUGUCUGCAUGUUUGUCAGAGCGUCUGCUUAAGACCAGGACAUGGUACCACAGCCAGGCCAGACCGAACCAGCUCAGAGGACAAAUGUUGGAAUCAUUAAUUAAACAAAUUGCAGGAGAACUUAGAGUGAGUCAUUAAAAAUUUAAACAGCCAAUAUGCCUAUUGAUAUAAGUUGCAGAGCAUUUAUUUGUUAUUGUACAACACUAGAGACCUUGAAUUAUUUCAAUAACAGAUUACAGAAUUUCAGAUGGUUAUCACAAUAAAGACUUUAGUUUAUCACAAUAAUUGCAGAAUUUUUUUUUGACUACAAAAAAAAAAUCACUGACUUUCUCUGAAAAAAUAAGAAUUACAAAGGUUAACAGUGAAUAAUCUUAUUUUAACUUGUCUUAUUUAUCAUGAUCAAAUCCCUGUGUGUUCAUGUGAGUUCUAUUUCACAGCAGGGUCAAAUGAAAUGAGCGGGGUUAAGGCCAAACAGAAAAUGUCCCAGUAAAGUCCGUCCUCGGUGGCAUUCCUGGUUCAUGUUUUCAGGAGUUCUACUUUGGUUUCCUUAAUUCCCUGUUUUGUAUUUGUGUGAUACUUUGGUCCCUCUGAGGGUGAGACACAUGAGGGUUCAACAUGCCAACCUCAGGACACCCCUCAUACCUGAGUUUUCACUGUGUAGACUGUUUCCAGCUGCACUGUUGUUAAUUUCACUCACAGGUCUAAUAUCCAUGAUAGUACACUGUGGGCUUUUGGUGUGUGGUUCCCUGCUCACACCAGUCUGAUCUGCUGCUCCUGUCUGCUGAGCUCAGAGGUGGAAUCUCAGACUCAAAGUUGGCCCUCCCCUCAGCUCCUUCUGUAUAGGGGAAAGUGGGGUAAAAUGAUCCAUUUUUCAUAUUUCAGAUCACUACAUCAAGGCGAUCAUAGUUUUGUCUCUAACUAGUGUAUCUGCAUAUAUUUCAAGAUGUUGUGCAUCCCUGCAAACCAACAGAAUGAGUUUAAACAUAACUCUCUUGAUAAUAUAUCAUGCCAAAAAAGUGGUCUCCUAUGGUCAACUUACCAGUUGACCCCCCCCCCCACACACACACACACACACACACACACACACCUCCCCAGCCCUCCCUCACCUUCUCUCUCCCUAAAUAACAGCCUAUUCAUACAUCUAUUAUACACCAUUCAACUGGUAAAAUAUUCUUUUUAUUAUUCUGCAUAUAACUGCUAAAAAGCUGUUUUGUAAAAAGACAUUUUAACAUAAGAAGGGCUUUAAGUGAUUCAGAACAUUCACAGCUGUUUUUUUGAAAAGAAAAAGUAACACAUUUCAACAAUCUGAACUGAAACUCUGAUCCUCAUCAGACUCCCUUACUUUAUCAGUUGAGCCACUGGCUUAACUUGCUCUAAAAUAAAACGGUGGACUUUUUUGCUAGGUUUUUGACCUCAUGUUGUAGCUCAUAGAUACCACAGUUGGUGUAUAACACAAAUUUAAAAUGAUCUCUUUUUUUGGUCUGAACACAAUUCUAAUAAAAUUUGUGACAGACUAAAUUCACUUUCAAGAGUGAAAAAUGUUUUUUUUUUUUUUUUAAAUAAAUGUCUAAUCCCUUCACCCAUGUGCUUCUAACCUUCACAGACUCCAUGAAUUGAUGCCCAUCUCCUAAAUAUUUGGUCACAUGAUCAAUUUCUUUUACCAUUUCCAUGCAACAGUGGGUGGCUCAACUUACCCUUUGGCUCAACUUACCCCACUCUUCCCUAUGCUGUCUGAUUUUGCCAGUGUCAUAUAGAUUCUCAUUGAUGGUGCUCUGUUCAGUACUUUGAGGGUAUUUGCUGCAGCUCUGCCUGCUCUGUAUGCACAAAUAGGGGGGAGACUUGCUCUUCCUGCCUUGGGCUUUUAAAAGUGUAAAUCAAGAGCAACAAAAGCUUUAAGUUAAUUUUAAAACAAGCUUAGAUCAGACAUCGAAAUACUUUGAAAACCUGCUUGCUGUGUGACACUCCAUGUACGAUGCUGCUCUGUUCUCAUUUAUCUUCAAUUCUGCAGUGAUUGUUGAUCCUGAGCAGGUUGAGCACUCAGGGUUUAUCAGGGACUUUUGUUAAAUCUGCACUUUGUUUCCAAAGUGAUCUUCUUCAGAAAAGUGCUUGUGUCUCUGCCUGCUGCUGAGAGGAGAAAAGUUUAAUAUUUCCACCAUGUUAGCCGAUGAUUAUUAGUCAUUAGUAACUCAAGAAGAAAAUAUGAGGCUGAUUGCUUCUGGAGCGGUGGAGGCAGAGCCAGCCAGCAGCAGACGGGCUUUAUUAGAAGAGAAACUAAGUCGAGUGAUUGUUGAGAGCUGUGAGCAUUGGACCACAGAGAGCGGCAAGUUGCUUUGAAUUGGAGUCUGAUCAUAUCAGACUCAUCUGUGUGAAUAUCAGGUUUGCUCUGCACAAGUCCACAGAGACAGACGGAGUAGAUGUGAGCUGGAUUUUGCUCUGUCUGUGUUUUUAGAGAGUGCACAGCAUCAAACCAGUAUCUCCUUCAAGACCUUUAAAAGGCAGUUCAGAGAGUUUUUGUGGAUCAGUUUUUGGAUGUAAUAAAGACACAGAAACAGUCUGACAGAGACAGGUCACAGAGUUUAGAUCUCCAAGUAGAGCCUAAAUCCAAACAAACCCAGUGAGAAGAUGAGGGUGGAGGUGGUGGUGCAUCAUUAGCUGAGUCCCACCAUGGACCAGUCUGGUCAGUGCUGGUCGCUGUGAAGCUGCCUCACUCUGACUCAUGAUGAGGUUGUCAGAGCUUUUCUCAAAAUGAAAUGAAGCAGAGAAGAGUUUCAUUUCUUUAGUUUCAACAAAUUUACAUUUUGGUGAUUAUGUAGAUGGUCCAGAAGACACAUCUGUGCUCAUAACAUUCAAUUGUGUUUUUCAGUCAACUCUGCAUGUCCAACAGAGAGACUACACACAAUCUGUUAUUAUCAGACCAAGAACAAGCUCACAGGCUCUGACCCUAUACUGUCGCUCAUCGAUGGCGAACCGGUCCUUAGUGCACUCCUGCAGACCUGGAGCAUCUGUGUGGACCUGAAGCACCCCUGCAGACAUGGGUCUUUUCUGCAGGGGUAAGUAUUAAUGGAUGGUUCUUUUGGUUUGGGUGUAUUUGUAUUUUAAGGGUAUUUUGCAUCUGCGCUGUCAGUGUGUGUGUGGGUUUCUUUGUAGCACACUCCCCUGGACUUCAGCGUGCAUUGCCCUGGAUUUUGCAGGGGUUACAUAGUGGCACAGUGUUGAACAUUGUUGUCUCUGUGGGGCGUCUCCCUGUGCAUGAGUGGAUUUCUCCCACAGUCCAAAGACAUGCUCACUGGGUGGAUUGAGGAUGCUUAAGCCCAUAUGUGUGAGUGUGUCCAAGGUUGAACUUCCUUCAGCCAAUGACAUCAGGGUACAGCCCCAUCAUGAGCUCUGGCAUGAUCAGCUGAGUAGAAGUUGGAUCAAAGUUAAAGCUGAGGCAUUUUUGUUUUAGUUGCAUCACCUGAACCAGUAAACAAAAGACAAACUCACUACCAUCUGAUGAGCCUGAUUCAAACUUCUGCAUUGACCCUACUCCAUUCACAGAUAUGGAGAGUUACAGAGUUACACACUAAUAUCCAAAAGUAGGUUUAUGUGUCCAAGAUCAGCAGCUCUUCUGCAUAAAACAGGUAGAAAACAGCAUCUCUGAACUUUUCUCCUCCUCAGGGUUAUAACUUGAUGCUGUUUGAUGGUCACAAAGUGUAAGAACAUAUUCUUUUAGUUGUAAUUUUACUAAAACUCCAAGCUGUUGAACAGUUAUGAGUUUAUUUGCUGCUCAGAGCUCUGUGUUUAAACUGAACACUUCUGCAAGUUGGUAUUUUGGAGCUCUUCUUACAGAGUGUUGCAGACCCAGCAGGUCCCAAUACUGUUACAGAGGUUCCAGCAGGUUUUCCAGUUCAAUGAGUCCCAAUCAUAGACUGUAUAUAAGAUGGACAACCUGGUUCCGCCUUCCGCCUGUAUACGGAUUUGAAGCCAAAAAGCUCUCGGUAAUUCCGGGUCUUUCACCACUUCCUUGAAACCAGAGCUGCGCAGUAGCGAUGCGCGCAUUCGGCCGCGCAGUCGCCGAGAGUCCCUGUGAUGACGCUCGGCUCAAACAGUGCAUCCCCCCGGGAGAGCUACGCAAUCCCUGAACGCCCAUAGGCUGUACCAGGUGUCAAUCAUAGUAAACAUGAACCCCCUAAUAACUUUUAAAAAUGGAGCUGUACAGAAAAAAAAGGACUUGGGCACAAACCAGUCUGACAGUAACUACAUGUCAAGCAGGGGGGAGAAAAAAUUAUGUUCGGUGUAAUAAAUUUCUAAAGUUUGUCCACAGCUCCAUAAGCUUUGCUGGCGGAGGCGGGAUUUAUGACCUGUACUGCAGCCCACCAUCAGAGGGUGCUGUUCUCAGAGUGGCUUCACCCAGCGAGGAGGCAGACUCUGUCCAUCUUAUAUACAGUCUAUGGUCCCGAUGAAUAGGAGCUUUUACAUCUCAACUCAACUCAACUUUAUUUGUAAAGCGCUUUAAAACAACCACCGCUGAACAAAGUGCUGUACAUAAAUAGACAAAACAACUAGACAUAAAAAAACAAUUAAAACAAUGGAUAAAAUAAAAGCAGAAUUAAAAAGUAAAAUAUAGUUUCAAUGUUUUUAAAAACUAAUUUAAAAACAUAGAAACAAAUAGCUAAAAACAAACCAUGAAACACUAAAACAGGAGCCGAGUCUCAUGCACGGUUAAAAGCCAAUGAAUAAAAAUGGGUUUUAAGAUGAGUUUUAAAAAUGGACAGUGUGGGGGCUUGUCUAAUUUGGAGGGGUAGCUCGUUUCAUAAUUUUGGGGCUGCAACCGAAAAAAAGAUCUAUCCCCUCUGAGUUUGGACCUCCUAACCUCCAGGAGCAGCUGAUCAGCUGACCUGAGGCACCGAGCAGGGGUAUAGGGGUGGAGAAGCUCAGAGAGGUAAGAUGGAGCCAGACCAUUUAAAGAUUUAAAAACAAAUGAAAGAAUCUUAAAAUGAACUCUAAAAUGCACAGGUAACCAGUGGAGGGAGGCCAGGAUGGGAGUAAUGUGCUCCCUCUAACGUACUCCAGUUAAGAGCCGGGCGACUGCAUUCUGUACUAACUAGAGACGUGAGAGGGAGAACUGGCUGACUCCAAAGUAGGCCUGGGCGAUUUGGCAAAGAAAAAUGAUCACAAUAUAUUUUGUCAUAUCGUCCAAUCUCGAUUAUUAUCACAAUUUUUUUUUUAAACUGCCAGUUUUAAAGCAUCUAAACUAAAAAAUAAUAAAACUAGAGAUUAGUUCAAUAUUUUAUUAACAAAGUAAAUAACAAAGCAAAUUGAAUAAGAUACACUUAGAAAAAUAUAAAAACAUUUUAACUCAACAGUACAACAAAUGUAGAUAAAUACUAAAUAAUACAGAGAAUUAGUUUACAGUCCUGAGUGUUUUUGCAGGUAUGCAAGACCCAAAAUAAACAAACCUCAGAGAUACUAAAGAUGCUUUCAAAUGUAAACAUUAGGUGAUGUAAACGUAGAUGAUACCCAUACCUGCCAACAUUUGGGUUAUAAAAUCCAGGAGUUGUUUGCAGCGCAUGAUAGAUAUGAGCUAAUUACAUAGAAUAGAAUAGAAUAGAAUAGAAUAGAAUAGAAUAGAAUAGUCCUUUAUUGAUCCCCCAUGGGGGAAAUUUUUUUGUCACAGCAGCAUCACAGACAAGCCAAAAAGUGCAAAAAUGCAGUUAUAACAAUAAGGGUCCUAAUAUUAAGAACUUAAAUAAAUGUAAUAAUUAAGAAAAAAAUUAGAAAAGGGAGAAGAAAAAAUAAAGCUUUCUACAAUAUACACAAUUUAAAUGCCAUAAAAAAAGUGGUGGUGUAAAAUCAGUUUUGUUACUGUUCAUUGUAAAGUCUUAUUGCAGAGGGGAGAAAUGAUCUGCGGUAGUGCUCCGUCCUGCAGGGUGGGAGUCUCAGUCUGCUGCUGAAGGAGCUGCCUAAAGCCCCCACAGUCUGGUGCAGUGGGUGAGAGGGAUUGUCCAUGAUGGAUACAAGCUUUGUUAACAUCCUCCUCUCACCCACCUCCUCCAGGGAGUCCAAAGAGCAGUCCAGGACAGAACCGGCCCUCCUGACCAGUCUAUUCAGUCUCUUCCUGUCCCUCUCGGUGCUCCCUGCCCCCCAGCAGACCACUGCAUAGAAAAGUGCAGAUGCUACCACAGAGUCAUAGAAAGUCCUGAGCAGAGUCCUGCACACUCCAAAGGACCUCAGUCUCCUCAGCAGGUGGAGACGACUUUGGCCCUUCUUGUACAGAACGUCUGUGUUUGUUGACCAGUCCAGUUUGUUGUUGAGGUGGACACCCAGGAAUCUGUAGGACUCCACCAUCUCGAUGUCCAGACCCUGUAUGUUCACUGGAACUGUUUGAGGUGUCCCCCUCCUGCGGAAAUCCACAACCAUCUCCUUUGUCUUACUGGCGUUGAGCUGGAGGUGGUUUGUGCCACACCAGUUGACAAAGUCAGUGAUGACAGUCCUGUAUACCCGCUCAUCCCCUGACGAUACACAUCCGACGAUGGCUGUGUCAUCAAAGAACUUCUGGAGGUGACAGCUCCCAGAGUUGUAGCUGAAGUCUGAGGUGUACAGGGUGAAGAGGAAGGGGGAGAGCACUGUCCCCUGUGGAGCCCCGUGCUGCAGACCACCAUGUCCGAUACACAGUUCUGAAGCCUCACAAACUGUGGUCUGUCGGUGAGGUAGUCCACGGUCCAUGCGGCUAGGUGACAGUCCACUCCCGCCCGCUCGAGCUUCCCCCUGAGCAGUGAAGGCUGGAUGGUGUUGAACGCACUGGAGAAGUCAAAAAACAUGACCCUCACAGUGCUGCCAGUGUUCUCCAGGUGAGCCAUGGACCUCUGCAGCAGGUAGAUGACUGCGUCAUCCACCCCGAUGUUUGGCUGGUACGCAAACUGCAGAGGAUCCAGAUGAGAGCUCACCAGGGGGCGGAGGUUCCUCAGCACGAUCCUCUCCAGAGUCUUCAUCAGGUGAGAAGUGAGGGCCACAGGUCUGAAGUGGUUGGGCUCCCUGGGGUGCGCUGUCUUGGGGACAGGAAUCACGCAGGAAGUCUUCCACAGUGUUGGGACCCUCUCCAGACUCAGGCUCAAGCUGAAGAUGUGCAGUAGCACCUCACAGAGCUGGUCUGCACAGUCUUUCAGGAGUCUGGGGCUGAUGCCAUCAGGACCCGUGGCUUUCCUUGGCUUCAUCUUCCUCAGCUCACUUCUCACCUGGUCAGCUGUUAUGGAGAGGCUGGGGGUGGUGCUGGAGGGGGUGGUGGAGGAUCAGUGGAGGGGGGUUGAUGGUGUCGGUGCCAUGGGACUGAGGUGGUGUGAAUAAGAAGAAGGAGCAGCAGACGGGUCGUUGGUUAGAUGAGUCGGGGGAGGAGUGGGAGCAGAGUCAAAUCUAUUAAAGAACAGAUUCAGCUCGUUGGCCCACUCCCUGUCUCCUGCUUCAGGUCCCCUCUCAUGGCCCCUGCUAUGACCUGAGAUGGAUUUCAGGCCUCUCUAGACCUCCCUUGCGUUGUUCUGUUGCAAAAGGUUUUCCAUCUUGGUCUUGUAGCUGGCCUUUCCCUCUCUGAUCUUCUUCUUCAACUCCUUCUGCACCCUCCUCAGCUCCUCCAUGUCCCCAGAUUUAAAGACCCUCCUCUUCUCCUUCAGGAGGACUUUCAGUUCCGGGGUCACCCAGGGUUUGCUGUUGGAGAAACACUGUACUUUCCUGGUGGGUACGGUGUUCUCAACACAGAAGUUAAUAUAGUCCGUGAUGCAGUCAGUCAUGGUGUCAAUGUCAUCACUAUGUGGGCCGCACAUUACAUCCCAGUCUGUGGUCUCAAAACAGUCCUGCAGCGCCUCAGUGGCCUCCUCUGACCACCUCUUAACAUACCUGAUGGUGGGGGGUUGUUUCUUCACCAUAGGUAUGUAAAUGGGCUGCAGUCUCACCAAGUUGUGAUCUGAGCAGCCCAGCGGGGGGAGGGGGGAGGAGGUGUAUGCAUCCUUGGUGUUUGCAUACAGUAAGUCCAAAGUUUUAUUGUCUCUUGUUGGGCAGUUUACAUACUGGCCGAAGGUAGGGAGGGUGGAGGACAGCGAUGCAUGAUUAAAGUCUCCAGAGAUGAUGAUCAGAGACUGAGGGUGUGAUGUCUGUAGCUUGGACACUUCAUUAUGGAGGAGUUCACAGGCUGCAGCAGCAUCAGCCGAGGGGGGGAUGUAAACAGUUAACGCGAUGACGUGCGAAAACUCCCUCGGCAGGUAAUAUAGCCGCAAACUCACAGCCAGCAGCUCAAUGUCCUUAAAGCAGAGCUGCUCUUUAACACUGACGUGCCCAGCAUUACACCAUCUCUCAUUCACAUACACCGCUAUCCCGCCUCCUUUCUUCUUACCACUCUCCCUCACGCUCCGGUCCGCUCUGACGAGGUGAAAUCCGUCCAAAGUUACGAGCGGGUCUGGAGUGAGUUCGUUCAGCCAUGACUCCGUGAACAUUAUGAGGCUACAUUCCCUAUACUCCCACUGCAGCCGAGUUAGCGCUGUGAGCUCUUCCAUCUUGUUGGGGAGAGACCUCACGUUUCCCAUGAUGAUGGACAGGACAGUUGGUUUGUAACGUCUCCGCUUUGCCCGAUGCUGAACUCCAGCCCUGCAUCCUCUCCUUCUCCUGCGGAGCUUAGCGGAGAUGUCCGGUCUCUCCCACGAAGGUGGCCGGGCUUGGCGCAGCUCCAACAGCUGUUCACGGCUGUAAACAAUGCGGCCGCUGAAUGGGUCGCCGGUCGCGGAAUUAAAAACUCAGAAAAAUAAAAGAAAACAAAGUGCUAGAGUCAUGAACUGCACAUCCAUGGCUGGAAUAUGCAGACACAACACUGCUGAAUGAAAAGAAAGAUAAAAAGGUGCAAAAAACAACAAUAAGAACGCAAAAACGUGAAGUCUGUGAGGAGCUGCUGUGACUUGCUGCCACUCUCAGGGCGCCCGAGUCACUGACACCACACAAUACGAGAGUAUUUGUAAUUAAAAUGCUCAUCCAAAUAAAUAUAAGUGAAGCUGCACACUUUGGUUUUGUUUUAACAAUAACAAAUGGUCAUAAAAAGAUAAAAGAUACGAUAUGCCUUGAACUUAUUUAGUCCACUAAUAAUAGUGUUAAAGUCCUCAUAUGUUUUACAUGCUCUGCCGUAUGAGGCUCUCUGAACAUCUGUGCAUGAAAUACAGCACUCUUUUAUCUGAGGCUGCCCUGAACGCAUCACUCUCGCAUCUCUCGCGUAUCUCGCGUUUGUUUUCCUUUCAUUGAAGUGUUCAUUUUGUAACAAACACUGCUUAAAUAUAGUUUACAGCUUAAAUCGAUCUGAAUCAUCCCAAACUGUAAAGUAAAAGUAUCAAUCAAGUGCCUGUGAGGCUCAGCAGAAACACAGGACUACCUUUAGUUGUCUGGAAACCUGGAAAGUUAAGACAAAUAUAGUGACGCGAUUCAUGAAUGAAUGCUGACCAUGCUACGAGAAAUUCCCGGGAGAAAUGACAAUACAGGGGGUUGGGCGGGAGAUAGGUCUGAAAUACGGGAAAGUCUCGGGAAAAACGGGAGUGUUGGUGGGUAUGGAUAUGAUUGAUUGCUGUUUUGGUCUGUGGCUGCACCGCUAGUUGUGUCUAAACUGCUAAUGCUACUCAUACCGUCAGCAGUGACAGGCUGUGCAGACUCCGCUCGCAUUUUCAUGCUUCCCGCAUAAUCACUCUGGAAGAACAGAUUUGUUAUGUUGCCAGUUUAUCGGCUUAAUUGCUCGACGUCACUUUGGAGAGACGUUGAAUAACUCCUCAAGUAUAACAUCUUCUGAGGAGGACUCAAAGUCACAGCUCUACUUUGCUGCCAUCAGCUCCGCAUUUAGCUCCAUGUUCGGUCAUUCUGUUUACUUCUCUGGUAACUUACAGAAGUGAGCAGGAAAAGCUUGACUCUGAUUGGCUGUUGUGACGCGCAUUUCCGCCACGUUUGAUCAGUAAAUAUGCUCACAGCUGAUCACUGUGAUAGAACUGAAAUUUAUUGCGAUCGUCGAUCACGAUCAUAUAAUCACCCAGUCCUACUCCAAAGUAAAGUGCGUUACAGUAAUCCAGCCGCGAUGUAACAAAGGCAUGGAUUACUGUUUCAAAGUGCUUACAUGCAAGGAAUGGCUUUGCCUUCGCCAGCUGCCUAAUAUGAUAAAAGCUAAAUUUCACUACAGAGCUAAUUUGCCUGUCGAAUUUAAAAUCACUCUCCAUCUUAAAACCCAAAUUUGAGAUGGUUGGCUUCAAAUAGUCUGCUAAAAUACCCAAGUCUACAGGAAGGGUUUCACAAGGGCCACUGGGACCAAAGACCAUCACUCCUGUUUUUCUCUCAUUGAAAUUUGAAAAAUUCAAAUCUAUCCAGGCUUUGAUGUCUUCAAGACAUGCCAGAAGUGGAGUGAGGGAGAAACCAUUUUUCUUAUUAAGUAGCACAUAUAUCUGACUGUCAUCAGCAUAAGAAUGAACAGAAAUGCCAUGCUUUCUUAAGAUGGAGCCCAGGGGCAGCAAAUACAAAGAAAAGAGCAGGGGCCCUAAAAUCGACCCUUGUGGAACCCCAUACGGCAGUGGAGCAGAGCUGGAUUCUGUAUCUCCAAGGCUCACACUCAUUGUUCUGUUGGCCAAAUAAGACCUGAACCACUCUAGUGCAGUACCACGGAUACCUAUAAGGUGGCGUAGCCGAGCCACCAGAAAGCUGCAGUUAGAUCUAACAGAACAAGAAUUACAUAAUCACCAGUCAUUUGCCAGGAGGAUGUCAUUAAAAACUCUUUAUAAAGCAGACUCUGUGCUGUGACGAGUUUUAAAACCAGACUGACCUCCAAGACACCAUGCUCAUCCAGAAAAGACUUUAGCUGAACAUGAACAACUUUCUCUAAAAUUUUUGAAAUAAAGGGAAGCUUGGAGAUGUGCCUAAAAUUGGCCAGCACACUGCAAUCAAGGCCUGUUUUUUUCGCAGAGGUAGGGACAGAGCUGUCACAGAAAUGCCCGGCAGUGGAGGGGUUAAGAAUCCGGCGUCUCUGCGCAGCGGCGCCAGAUUUAACCAGGUAAACCAUGACACAGUACGAGGAGGUCCAAUAAAUGUGCGUGCUCGUGUGUGGGACCCGACACACACACUGUGCCAAAUUAAAAGGGUCAGUAAGACAUACAAAGCUUUUCUGAACAACACAGGUGAAUAUUAAAAUCCCCAAGAAGAAGGACGCUGUAAUAGUUGGGCAUAAUUUCAGUCAGUAAACCAGAGAAGUCAUUCAAAAACUCCUUAUUGUAUUUGGGGAGAGCGGUAAAUGACAGCACACAGCACCGGGUCAGACCUAUCCACCUCAAAUAAAGUCACCUCAAAGCUGGAAAAAGAGGAUGAAACAGUGCGCUGCUUGUAUUUAAAGCCAUUCUUAUAAACCGUUGCUGUCCCUCCACCACGACCCGACGUCCACGGGGAGUUAAAGUAAGAGCAGUCGGGAGGUAAAAGUUCGGCCAGAGCGCUGGACUCACCCGCACCGAUCCAAGUCUCUGUCACACGGAGGAAAUCCAGGGCACGGGAGCUGAAGAAAUCCCUCAGGAUCAAAGUUUUAUUCACCAGGGAUCUGGCGUUUACCAGGCAGAUCCUGGCGGGGGCUGGGGCCUGCGGUCCGGUGGAUCGGAGAGCCGGGCGCAGCGACCUGAGGAGCCGAUGGUCAACCCCGCGCUGUGACAGCCGAAGUGGGCAGAGGCGGCGGGGUUCGGGUCCCUCUGCUGAGCCGGUGACAGGUAGCUACCAGACAGACGCCAAUCGGGUCCAGAAAACAACGAGGCACAAAGAAAUGAGGGAAUAAUCCAUGUCCUGUACGGAAAAUGGACGAAGAUCGUGACAGCCACAGCUUUAGCUCAGCUUUAGCUUUACCAGCCGACCGCCGCGGACGCCUCCGGCGAGAAGGCAGGGCCGGCACAGGUGAGGUGGAAUCCCGGCCAACAGCGGGGGCAAACUAUCUUUGCCACCCCGAUCAAAACCACCCAAAUCUCUGACUUUUUGUUGGAGGGAUAGGAGACUGGUGAUCAUACACCAACAGACUCGAUUGGUUUAGUGCCAAUGGUUAAAAAACAACAGAAAAAAAACAAACAUUUCAGGAGUAGCAGACCGCCAGCCACACACACAGGCGCCAUCUUGCUACAUCUGACGUUGAAAGGUCUGCAGUCAGUGCUGCUGCUGCUGCUACUGCUGCUGACGACGACGAUGAUGAUGAUGUGAAUGAAGAGGAUGAAGAUGAGAUGGAGUUAUCUGCUGGGCGUCUAGCUGACAUGGAUACGGGCAGAGAUAAACUGCAGCUUGAUGCAGUCGAGAGCAGCAGCUGCAGUUUGCUGAGAUGUUGUGAUUGGUAACAAAGAGCAGCUGUGACCAUGAAAUCAGGACUUAGUGUAAUUAGCCACUUUGAAGCAGAGAUUUAAUACCCAAAUCUUUGGAGCAAAAUACUGGGGGAUCUGGUGCUACUUAAUGAUAAUCUGAUCUCUGAGCCUUUCGUCUCUCCUAUUUUCCUUCUUAACAGCCGUGCCAGUUUGUGGCAGAGAGUCCAGACCUGGCUUCCAUUUGGAGCGUCUGUUCCCGAGCCAGAGAGAAAUACCACGAAGCAAUACCCUCAAUUCCUAUUUGCAGGAGGGAGCCCAAUGUGACACAUGCUGGAUCUGAAAGAAAAAUAAGGAGCCUAAGUAUAAUAUUACAGUGUUAUUAGGCGGCUGUAAAUACCUCUGAACUGGCCCCAUACAGAUUUAACAUUCAGUUGAUUUUCAGAGGAGGAUUUGCACCAGACCUUUGACAGCUGUUGUGGAAAUUUUUAAGAAAAUUCAGGAUGGCAGCAUGUUUUAAGAGUUCUUCAGACUAAAAUAUCUCAAGUGUUUCAAUAUGUCCAUGUUGGAGCAGUUUGUAACAGAGUUCUGCUCCAACAUAUUUAACAGAAGGAUUGUAGCUGAUCUGAAGUGGGUCAGUGAUGGUAAUGAUCUCUGCAAAUGCCUGCUCGCGAUAUUUAAAACUGUCCAUGCCAUCGGCAUACGUCUUAACUCUUGGUGUAAACAAAUAAAAAGCUGCUGAAGGUCCUGAUGUUCUCCAGAGCGCUCACAGAGACUAUUCUAAAGAACAUGGAUCACCCACUUCACAACACUUUGAUGGACCAAAGGGCCAAUGGUGGUGGAUGGCUCCUCUCUCUUCACUGCAGGACAGAAAGAUUCAGAAGACCUUUUGUACCAACAGCCAUGAGGCUUUAUAACUCUUGUGUAAAUAGUAGAUAACUUUUAGAGACAUAUGCUGUGAGACCACAGACAAUUGAAUUUCCCUUCAGGGAUUAAUGAAGUUCUUCUUGUCUUAUCUUCUUUAGUGAUGUCUUUCAGGACUCUUCUAUCAGAGCAGCUCGUAGCUUCAAGUUUGACAGUAAACACAAAAUAACUGCAGAAGACUACAAAAAUUUCCCUAAAAAUGACAAAAGCUAAAAUUCCAACCCAAGGAAACUAUCAUGAGGCUAAGACUCCUGACUCAGUUUGGGACACCAUGUAUUAAAUAAACGAAACUUACAUUCACAGCACAUUUUUCAUCUAAAAUAGAAGAGAGACAAUAUUUCAAAUUAUGAAACUAAAUUCUGUUUCAUUAAAAACCUACCUGCUUAGUUUAAAGGUGUGGUAGAUGAUUAGAGAGAUUGGUAAUUAUUAUAAACCUCAUUUAUAUGGGGAUCAUGGUCCUGUAGUGCGAUGACCACAAAGUGAAGAGAAAAAAGAAUGGAAAAAAUCUGUUUACCCUAGCAGGUGCAGGGCUGCAAAAUUAUUGACCAAUGGGAGCCAUCCAUCCCGGACAGCUCCUAUUGAUAAAUCUCCUGCUCUGCCUCUCCAUCCAAUCACCUUGCUGAAUUCGACACACCCCUCUCCCGUAGUUCCGAUUUGUCCCCUCCCACUCUCCCGGCCCUCCUUAGAGCUCUAAACAGCUAAAAGUAGUGUAGCAGCAUAGCUUCAGGAACUGUGAUGGAGAAUGAUGAAAAAAAAACACCUCUGCUUGCCCCACUGCCAAAAGUGGGAAGAAACCGCAAGCCGACAGAAGAAAGGGCAGAGACGAUGAGGAAAUGUGACUAAGCGAGGACUGCCACUAGUCAGUAGCAAUCCAACAUGGUGAAUCCUAUUUGAAGCUAGCAUAGGAUCUUCUGCUGACUGGCUUUUUGCUCCACCAGAGGGAUGUGUCAUGGGGAGGGUGAUACAGGUUCAGGGGGGGGGGUUAUUGUGGAGCACAGAGGGGAGAGGUUUGUGCGUGGGAGGUGGUUAUUUCAAAUCUGCCUCAACGGCUCAGUUUUUUUCAAAACUGCUUCUGCUUCUCAGAUUGUCAACCAUGCCUUUAUAUGUAACUUUUGUAAAAAGUAGUUCCAGGUUUAUGUUUUUCAUCAUGUGUUGUCAACUCCUCUUUCACCAACCCUCUGUAGACCUGAGGGAACCCAGCAGACCAGCUUCUGAACUCUGGCAGUCAAAUGUUGUCCCAAUCUGGCUUGAUAGAGGAUUUCAGCUGCUCAACAGUUCAGGGUCUCCUUUUUCCUGUUUUUGGAGUCGUGAUGCUCCAAAUGUUUGACCAGUUUCUCAACCGGACUCUUCUCCUACAGAGCCAUACUGUUGUAAUCCCUGUUGUCAAAAUGUGGUUUGCCAUGGUCUUGCUGAAAUAUGAAGGUCUUCCCUUAAACAGUCUUUGUCUGGAUGGCAGCAGAUGUUGCUCCUACACCUGUAGAUAUUGUUCAACAUUAAUGGAGCCUUCACAGAUGUAGAAAAUACCCAUGACAUGGACUCUGAUGAUCCCCAUACCAUCAGGGAUGCUGGCUCUAGGCUGGGAGAUGAGAACAAGCCCGGUGGUCCCUCUACUCUUUGGAGAGGAGGAUGCAGCGUCCAGGAUUUCCAAAAAGACUGUUAGAUAAUAAAUUUGUCAUAUAUAGAUGAUGAAAUCCACUCAUUGUUUCACAUUUGACACUCAGGAACAUUAUUCUGAAACUGUUGGACUAUUGGCUCGCACAGUCUCUCACAGAGUGGUGAACCUCUUCCAUCUUUCUUUCUGACAGACUCAGCCUCUCUGAAUGUCCUUUUUAUACCCAGUCAUGUUUGUAACCUGUUGGAAGUUCACCUCAUUAGUUGGAGAUGUUCCCUCAGUGGUUUUUUCUAGCAUUACACAACUUUUGACCUGUUGGUUGUUCCUCUGUAACAAUAUUUAGAAACAUGUCAAUGUUGUGUGGAUGUGCUCUAUAUGUUCCGUGUUUUUUGCCUUUCUGCAACAUGAAUUUCCCUUUGGGGACAAUAAAGCUGAAAGUUAAAAGUUCACAUGUUGGUGACAUUAAAUUUAAUUUAA